Molecule: messenger RNA, 52429 nt
Organism: Callithrix jacchus (white-tufted-ear marmoset)
Lineage: Eukaryota; Metazoa; Chordata; Mammalia; Primates; Cebidae
Source: RefSeq, a predicted model, not a curated record
GGGGGGAGGGAAGACCAGAGCUUUGAGACAAGGAAGAGUUUCCUGCUCUGAAGAGGUGUUAGACCCUGAGGGCUGAGAGGACGGGAAGCAGGCCUCUGUCCCCAGAGCCUCCCCAUGCUGGGGGAGGGGGUGAUUUAUGACCCCUGACCUGGCAGGGCCUCCAGUCCCUUGGACUGGGUUUGGGUUCAGCUAUAUCUUCCCUGGCUAAGGGAUAUAUAAAAUGAGAUCUGGGCUUGGAGUCAAGAGACCUGGGUUUCUGUACCGUCUCCACCAACUAUCAGCUGGGUGACUUAGGAAAGUUUCUUAGCCUCUCUAGGCCUGUUUCCUCACUGGACAGGUGGGUCUGAUAAUCCAUGCCCAGCAGAGGUUAUAGUGACAAUGAGUAUGAUCAUGUAGGAUAGAUGAUUGCAAAAUACCAUAAAAUAAAGAGCAUUUUCUCCCCUGGAGCGCUUUCUCCUAUCCAAAGAAGGUUAUAAGCUGGUUUCUGUUAAGGCAGACUUGGUUGAGCACCUACUGUGUGCCAGCUGCCAUUUGGGGUGUUGAGGAUAAAAAGACACAAGUCCUGUUCUUAAAUGAGACAGACAAAUAGACGUGCAGCAUGUAAUUGAUUGCAGCGUUUGGAUACAUAGGCCAAGAAUGUGGCUCUGGAGCCAGCCUGCCUGGAUUCAUUUCCCAGCCCUGCCACUUACUGGUUGGGUGGUCCUAGGCAAAUUACUUAAUCUCUCGGUGCCUCAGUUUCCAAAGUCUGCACAGUGGUAGCAGUAAUUACCCACUGCAUAAGAUUGUUGUGAGGAUGAAAUGAUUUAAUACUUCUAAAGCAUUUAGUAUAUGCCUGUCAUACAGAAAGUGCUCAAUAAAUAAAGUUAUUAUUAUAGGGGCUGAUAAAGUCAACAUGGAGUGGGGAGGAGGUGGCGAGCCAGUACUGGAGUUGAGGAAGACUUUAUGAGUUGAGUUGAGUCUUAAAUGAUAAGUGUGAAUGAAGCAGCAACAGGGAGGGUGGGGUGCCUCAUGGCUGUAAUCCCAGCACUUUGGGAGGCUGAGGCAGGUGGAUCACCUGAGGUCAGGAGUUUGAGACCAGCCUGGCUGGCCAACGUGAUGAAACCCCAUCUCUACUAAAAAUACAAAAAUUAACCAGGUAUGGUCCUCCCUAACCCUUCUUCCCCCACACUCCGCAUCACUCCCCUCCCUAUCCACCUUGAGGGUCCUGGUAAAAGUCCCAGGCCUGUAUAGUCCCAGCUACUUGAAAGGCUGAGGCAGGAGAAUCACUUGAAUCUGGGAGGCGGUGGUUGCAGUGAGUUGAGAUUGUGCCACUGCACUCUAGCCUGGGCCACAGAGUGAGACUCCAUCUCAAAAAGCAACAACCACCACCACCAGGGAGGGUGAUUCUGGCGGGGGGUACCAUGUGAGUGAAGGCAUGAAAAGAAAAGAGCACUCGCUACUCCAGAUAACUGUGAGAGAGGCUUCAGCUGAGAUGCAGUGAAGAUGAGGCUACGGCUGGGACUCAGAGUUCUUGUAAACUGUGUUAAGAUGUUGGGUCAUGAUCCCGUAGCUGAUGGAGGGUUUCUCGUGAGGGAGAAACAUCAGAUUUUGAUUUUUCUCAAACACCCUGGUGGAAGUGUGGAGGAUGGAGUGGAAGGGUAGGGCUGAAGGCAGUGCAAUCACACUGCCGAUGGUGUAGCAGUGUCUCAAUGACUCAGGGAGCAAAAUGAGCGAAAUGUUUCCCACCCCUUUGAAUUGUUUUGAGGGUUGGCUGAGAAUGAUACCCACAAAGGGUAUGGCGCAGCUAAUGGAAUGGUAGCUCUAAGUACAGUUAAAUGCUGAGAGUCUGAACUGUGGCAGUAACAGAAGGGUUGGAGUAGGAGACCGAUUUGAGAAACAUUGAGAAAGUAAAAUCUCCAGGAAUCAUUGACUGACUGGGUAUGGGAGUGAGAGAAGAGGCGUCAAAGGAUUUCUUAAAUGUUUUUGAAGGAAUAUGGUGUAUGGAAGGCACUGUGAUUUUUAAAAUCACCAUGUCGGGACCAGGUGCAGUGGGACACACCUGUGAUCUCAGCAUUUUUGGAGGCAGAGAGAGAGGAUAGUUUGAGCCUAGGAGUUUGAGAACAGCCUGGGCAAUGUGGCAAAACUCAUCUCUACAAAAAAAUAUAAAAAUUAGGCCAGGUGUUUCACAUCUGUAACCCCAGCACUUUGGGAAGCCAGGGUGGGCAGAUCACUUGAGGUCAGGAGUUUGAGACCAGCCUGGCCAACACAGUCAAGCCCUGUUUAUACUAAAAAUAGAGACAGCACAGUGGCCUGCGCCUGUAAUCCCAGCUACUCGGGAGGCUGAAGCAGGAGAAUCUCUUGAAUCUGGGAGGUGGAGGUUGUGGUGAGCCGAGAUGGUGCCACCACACUCCACCCUGGGCAACAGAGCAAUAGUCCAUCUUAAAACAAAAACCCAAAAAGUUAGCUGGGCAUGGUGUUGUGUGCCUGUAGUCUCAGCUCCUUGGAAAGCUAAAGUGAGAGAAUUAGUUGAACCCAGGAGGCAGAGGUUGCAGUGAGCCGAGAUGGUGCCGCCACACUCCAGCCUGGGUGAUGGAGGGAGACUCUGUCCCAAAAACAGACGACAACAACAACAUCACCAUGUCUGUGAGCUGACUCAUUCAGCUGGUGGUCUAGCUUCCAGCUUCAUUCAUCCACCAGCUCUUCCAUGAGCACCUACUAUGUGCAAGGUACCUUUCUAGGUGCUGGGGCUAAAAAACAAAGCAGAGCUGGUCCCUGGCCCCCUGGAGCUCACCAUUCAUACAGGGAGGACAUGAGGAAAUAAUCUGUUUCAUCAAAUGACCAGAGACUGGUAGGGCCUCCGGAGCUGCCCCAGGCAGAUUCUUGGUGGUUUGUAGACUUCUCAAAUGAACAUUCCCAAAACCAGAUUCCCACACUCAACCCCACUGCUUUCAGGUUCCCCUGCCCAGGAAAUGGCACCACCACCCUGCAGGUGCUCAGGCCAGAAACCCGAGUGUCCAUGUUACCCCACCACUGAUCCCAUCCAUCUGCUGCAGCUCCUGUGACUUUUGUCUCAAGGACAUAUUUGUAAUCCAUCUUCUGUUCUCUCUGUUUUCCCAUCUUAGUCCAGGCUGCCAUCACUCCUGCCUGGAUGUCACAUCUGAUGCCUAAGUUGCCUUCUUGCUGCCUGUGCCUCUAAUCCUUAUCCCACACAGCAGUCAAGAAUAGGCUUCUGCAAAGGCAAACCACACCCCCGCAAUUCCACUGCUGAAAACCUUGCUUUAGUAGCUUCCCACCACUUUGGAGUGAAACCAGAAGCCUAGGCACGUCCUCAAAGCCAGCACACGUCUGGCCCUGCCCUCUUCCAACCUCCUCCUCCAAGUCUACACCCUUCUUCCCACUGUGCACUGGCGUUUUAGUUCUUUGAGCCACCAAACUCCCUCUCUUGGAGAUGCCCUUUCCUUCCUUCUUUGCUGGGCUUCUUUUCUUCUCACCCUCCCAGUCUCAGCUGGUAUCUUCCCUCCUUAAAGAAGUAUCCCUGCCCAUCUUGGCUAAAGUACAUCUACCCUGUCAGGUUGUUUUUUGUUGUUUCUAUUUUGAGAUGGAUUCUUGCUCUGUCACCCAGGCUGGAGUGCAAUGGCACAAUCCCAGCUCACUGCACCCUCUGCCUCCCAGGUUCAAGCGAUUCUCCUACCUCAGCCUCCUGAGUAGCUGGGAUUACAGGCAUGCACUACCACGCCCGGCUAAUUUUUGUAUUUUUAGUAGAGAUGGAGUUUCACCAUGUUGGUCAGGCUGGUCUUGAACUCCUGACCUCUGGUAAUCUACCUGCCUCAGCCUCUCAAAGUGAUGGGAUUACAGGUGUGAGCCAUCAUGCCUGGCCCACUGUCAGUCUUUCUCUGCACUGUUUGUUUCCCUCAUAGCACUUUGUAAUUAUUUUAUUUGUUGAUUUUUAUGUCUGUCUACCUUCUCCAGAGAUCAGGAUCUCCUAAAGGCAGCAUCCAGGCCUGUCUUGUUCCUUAGGAUUCCUAUAGCCUAGUAGGAACCCUAUAUCCUACAGCCUGCAGUACCUGCCAGAGCCAGCCCUCUGUUCAUGUUGCCGAAUACUGAGAUUCAGUGGAUUCAGACGGCUCUGCUCAGUCUAUCACCUGCAGUGACUCCCAGUCCCCCUUUUGCUCACACAGAAUCAUGCUCUCUCCUCUCCCCAGCCUCAGUGGAAUAACUUGUGGGUUAUCUUGUCAUCUAUCAAUCUCUAAUAAAAACCAGCUUAUUUUUAGAACAGGUGAAAGCAACGAUCUAACAUCUCUGAGAGGAUUUUCCACUCCCAUCUGCCUUUCUACUACAAUUUGGUUUCCUGUGGUGGUUGCAGAGGCUGCCAAACCAGCCAGCUUUGUUUUUCUGGAGUGCAGAAAAGAAUCUCAAAAGAAAGCCAAGCCCCCUUUCUUCCACCUGCAUAAAGAAAUGAGGUGUGUAGUGUAAGUGCCUGGUGUACAGUGGGAAGCCUGCACAAGUGAGAGGCCUUGUGCUCCUCACUUGCUGUGUGACCUUGGACUCAUUACUUUCCCUCCCUGAGCCUCAAUUACCCACCUGUAAAAGGAAGGGGUUGGAGCAUUAAUCACUAAAGGUCUGCGACAGCUAAUUUUUUUUUUUGAGACAGUCUUGUUCUGUUGCCAGGCGCCAGGCUGGAGUGCAGUGGCACGAUCUCCGCUCACUGCAACCUUCGCCUCCCGGGUUCAAGCAAUUCUCCUGCCUCGGCCUCCCGAGUAGCUGGACUACAGACACGUGCCACCACGCCCAGCUAAUUUUUUAUAUUUUAGUAGAGAUGGGGUUUCACUAUGUUAGCCAGGAUGGUCUUGAUUGCUUGACCCUGUGAUCCGCCUGCCUCGGCCUCCCAAAGUGCUGGGAUUACAGGCGUGAGCCACCGCGCCCGGCAAGCCAGCGGUUCUUUUACAUUCCUGGACAUCAGCUACGUGGCAGUCCCAGUUCUUUCUAUGAAGUGAAAUGUCAUUUGUGCCUCUUUUAGUGCAUGUGCAGUUUCAUACAAAUUAACACAAAAUAAGAACCCAGAGGCUCUCGAUCACAGGACCCAGGUCUAGGCAGACCUGGGAUGAAAGAAGAAAUGUAGCUCAUGUUUUCAAAACGGCUUGAUGUCUUUCCCAACAUCCCACUCUACAGAGAGGAAACAGGAGGGAAAGUGACUUGCCUGAGGUCAUGUGGCAAGACACUGACAAAGUACAAUUAGCAGCCAGGUCUCCAUUCUGGCACUUUCCUUACCUCAUCUUCCUGCCUUUUAACCAUAGGCCUGGGGCUAGAACCUAGCUCUAAGGAAAGUUUAUCCUUCAGUUGACACAAAGGGGACUGAGAUAAGCUUCUUAAAGAAGUUCAAACAAGAUACUCUUGUUGUUGUUGUUGUUGUUGAAACAGGGUCUCACUCUAUUUCCAAGCCAGAGUGCCUUGGUGUGAUCAUAGCUCAGUAAAGCCUCCAUCUCCUGGGCUCAAGCAAUCCUCCCACCUCAGCCUCCUGAGUAGCUGGGACUACAGGUGCAUGACACCACACCCAGCUACUUUUAAAAAACUUUUGUAGAGAUGAGGUCUCGCUAUGUUACCCAGGCUGGUCUCAAACUCCUGGGCUCAAGCAAUCUUCUCGAAGACCUAGGGUUACAGGUGUGAGCCACCACACCCAGCCCCCAAAUACUCUGUCUUUGAAGCAGGGAGAGGUGAUUAUUUUGAUUAUGUGAUUGGGGGGAUGAAUUGGAAUGAAGUUGUGGAGAGACCAUUCCAUCUAGGGGGACCAGCUUAUGCUAAGAAAAAAGCACAGCAAAGCUCAGAAGUUGUUUAUAAAGACAACUUAAAGACAUGCCGGCUGGGCACAGUGGCUUAUGUCUGUAAUCCCAGCACUUUGGGAGGCCGAGGAGGAUGGAUCACCUGAAGUCAGGAGUUCAAGACUAGCCUGGACAACAUGGUGAAACUCCAUCUCUAUAAGAAUACAAAAAUUAGUUGGGUUGGUGGCACGUGUCUGCAAUCCAAGCUACUCGGGAUGCUGACGCACAAAGAAUCACUUGAACCCAGGAGGCGGAGGUUGCAGUGAGCCGAAUCGUGCCGUUGCACUCCAGCCUGGGCAACAGAAUGAGACUCCAUCUCAAAAAGAAAAAAAAAAAAGACAUGCCUCCCCACUCUGUCCCCUUCUAACCAGAAUGUACCCCCCUCCCCACCAAAUCUCAUUUAAUUAGAAAUUCUGGAAUGUCCAUUACCUGUAAGAUAGAGCACAUGUAGAGAAAUCAUGAAAAAGAAGUCUGUAUAGAUACCUGGGACCAACUUGUAGAGCCUGAAAUGGCAAGCUUAGGAAUAUGGACUUUAUUCUGAAAGCAAUAGGGAGCCAUUGAAGGUUUUAUGGCAGUGAGAGAAGUGAUCAGAUUCAUAUUUAGGGUGACCUGAUUGCCUGCUGUUAGCAAGAAAAUCAGUCUAAGAUUGGGGCAAUAGUUCCAGAGGUAAAGGCAAAGGCGUGAACCAGGUCUAAUAGCAGGGAUGGAGAUGGGCAUUUGUCUGAAUGGAGCAGACUGAGCCUAUUCGGAUGGGGAAGUGAGGGAGAGGAGCAACUGUGGGUUCUAAUGAAUACAGUGAGCAAGUGCGCUAAGGCCCCUCUGUCCUUUUCAUGACUGGCUAUUUCCCCAAGCUAGUGCCCAUGCAGAAGGUGACACUGGGUUCAGUGGAGCAUGGAGCAACUGCCUGGUGGCAAUACAGGACAGAGGGCAGACUGACUUUAUUCCCUGGAGACUUUUAUUCUAUUCUUUGGGCUUAUUAAGGAAAGACUUGAGGCCCUUGGGGGCCCACAAGUCAGGUAUUUCUUUAACAUUCAUUCUUUAACAUUCACUAGGACAAAGUUCUGGUGUAGUAGACAGAUAUAUUGAGGCCAUAUUUUCUGAAUAUCAAACUGGGACACAUGAACUGCAUAGGAGUUUUUCAGAUUUGACAUUUAUUUAUAUGAAAAGUCAUUUAAUGACAUUUUUUUCUUUUUUUUUUUGAGACAGAGUUUCGCUCUUGUUACCCAGGCUGGAGUGCAAUGGCGUGAUCUUGGCUCACCACAACCUCCGCCUUCUGGGAUCAAGCAAUUCUCCUGCCUCAGCCUCCUGAGUAGCUGGGACUACAGGCACGCGCCACCAUGCCCAGCUAAUUUUUGUAUUUUUAGUAGAGACAGGGUUUCACCUUGUUGACCAGGAUGGUCUCGAUCUCUUGACCUCGUGAUCCACCCGCCUCGACCUCCCAAAGUGCUGGGAUUAUAGGCGUGAGCCACCAUGCCCAGCCUAAUGACAUAUUUUAUGGGUUGAAUUGUGUCUCCUCAAAAUAUAUGUUGAAGUUCUAACCCCUAGUACCUCAGAAUGUGACCUUGGAAACAAGGUCGUGGCAGAUAUAAUUAGAUCAGAUAAGGUCAUACUGGCGCAGGUCCCAUAUAACUGGUGUCAUUAUAUGAAAAGGAGAGACACACAGGGAAAAUGCCACAGGGGGAUGGAGGCAGAGACUGCAGCAAAAACCAAGGGAUUCCAAGGACUGAUGGCCACCACCAGAAGCUAGGAAGGGGCAAGGAAGGACUCUGCUCAGAUUCUCAGAGACAGCACAGCUCCAAGGAUGUCUUGAUUUCAAUGUCUGGUCUUCAGAACAGGGAGAGAAAACAUUUUCGUUGGUUGAACCUCCCAGCUUGUGGUAUUUUGUUAUAGCAGCCUAGGAAACUAAUAGCAUCUAAAUUAGGCUGGGCACAGUGGCUCAUGCCUGUAAUCCCAGCACUUUGGGAGGCCAACGUGGGUGGAUCGCCUGAGGUCAGGAGUUCGAGACCAGCCUAGCCAAUAUGGUGAAACCCCAUCUACUAAAAAUACAAAAAUUAGCCAGGCGUGGUGGUACAGGCAUGUAGUCCCAGCUACUUGGGAGGCUGAGGCGGGAGAAUCGCUUGAAUCCAGGAGGCAGAGGUUGUAGUAAGCUGAGAUUGUGCCACUGCACUCCAGCCUGGGGUACAGAGUGAGACCAUGUCUCAAAAAAAAAAAAAAAAAUUAAAUCACAUGUUAUUGUUUGUUUGGGCCCCCACUGGUCACCACUUAUAAGGGAGGGCUCUUCUCUAGAGCAAUGGUGCCCAGUCCCAGGGCAGUGCUUUGAGGGGCUUUUUGUCUGGGCCCUAGCUGCUCCCUGGCCCCUCCACUCAGCAACUUCCCUCCCCUCCCCUCUCAGCUCCAGCACACCAUCUUCUGUUUGGGCUUUUCCACCCGUUUCUCCCUCCACAUGUCCCCGCUUCUCUCCCGACACCGGCUCCCACCUCCCCUUCCUCAGUGGAGUAGAUAAGAGCAGACUGCCUGGUUUCAAGUCCUGGCUGUGCCAUUUCCUAGCACCAGCAGUGAGAACUUGGGCAAGUCCUUAUCUACCAAAUGCCUCAAUUUCCUUACCUCUAAAAGGGGAAUACUAGCAGUUCCUAUCUCAUGGGUUGUUUGAGAAUGGAAAGGUAUUAAAAAGCCUUAUGUGGGCUUAGCUCUUUACUCUGUCUUGUAGUAAGCACAUGAAAGUGGUUGUUGCUGUUAUUGUUAUUAUUAUUUUAGAGACAGGAAGUGCAGUGGCAUGAUCAUCCUGCACUAACACUUCAAACUCCUGGGCUUGGGUGAUGCUCCUGCCUGUCUCCAUAGUAGCUAGGACUACAGGCACAUGCCACCACACCUGGCUAAUGUUUAAAUUUUUUGUAGUGAUGGGGUCUUGCUGUGUUGCUCAGGCUAGUCUCAAACUCCUGGCAUCAAGCGUUCCUCCUGUCUUAGCCUCCAGAUUAGUUGGGACUACAGGUAAGUGUCACCAUGCCCAACAAUUUUUUUUAAUUUAUAUUUUUGGAGAGACACGGUCUCAUUAUGUUGCCCAGGCUGAUCUCAAACUCCUGGCCUCAAGCGAUCCUCCCACCUCAGCCUCCCAAAGUGCUGGGAUAACAGGUGUGGGCCUCCAUGCCUGGCCUAGAGUGGAUGUUAUUACCUGCUUUCCUGUUGGCCUCCAGAAUGCCUCCCUGACCACUGGCUUAGCCUCUCGCUGGAUUGUGUUACCCACAUGGUAUUGGAGCUGUCUGCUCUGCCUGCCUCUUCCAGAUCAUGUUCCUCUCUGGGUAGGAAAGGGGCUAUUCUUCACCCUCAGGUCCUAGCACAUAGCAGGUGCUCAAUGAAUGCUUGUUAAAUAACCCGUUAAGCAGAGAAUUGGCUGAGGCCAAGAAGGUCAGGGUUGUAGAGGUUGGGGACAGCUUUCAUAGGAUAAUGUGCCCAUCCUUCUAGAAGUGAGAGUCUUACUCUAGGUUCUGAGAGCAUGAGAAGGAAAGUGUGAACCAGAGAAAACAAGGCAGUGGGCAGAACCCCAAACUCUGCUGCAGCACCCCGACCUUGCCCCCAACCCCAGUACAUCCUGCUCUCCUGUGAUGCCCCCUCCACACUCUGUUGCCCACGCACACCUGCCCUGUCCCCAGGCAGCAGCUUCCCCUGACACACAUUUUCCACUGCUGGGCGGCGCAGAGCAGGUUACAGGUGAAAACGGUUUCCUUUCCUGAGUCCUUUCCCCACCUCCCAGCCCCACUCCCUGGCUUGGUUUCUUCCCUGCAGAACAUACCUCCCCACAGUCCCUGACUUCAGUGGCACAGGGUCCAUUGGGAGCCAGAACAUUCACCUAGGUUCUUGAAUCAGGUACAGAGUGUAGUCAGGACCUUGGCUCUGCUGCAUUUGCACUGUGUGACUCUGGGCAAUCCCCUUUGGCCCUCUUUCCCCAUCUGUAAAAAGGAAUAGUAAUUCCAGUCCCUUGGGACUGUUGUAGGGAUUAAAUGGGACAAGGGAGGGAGUGUGAAGGAGUUUAUCAAUCGAUUAUUUGUGGGGACAGGGCAGGAGCCCAGUGGAAGUAGGAGAGGUCCCCUUCUGCGGGUCCAGUACUGUGCCAGCUACUGAGAGGUUGUGAGUAUUUAGAAUCUAGUGUGUGUUCAGGAUGGGGGAGGCAGACUCCAGUGGACAGCAUCCUAGCCUGGGAGUAAGAGAGCUGGCUUUGGAUCCCCCAACUCUGUGUAACUUUGGCAUGUCUCUUCUCUUCAGGCCUCAGUUUCCCUGACUUACAAUAAGGGGACUAACUAACUUGGAUGCUCUCCAGGUCUGACAUCCCAGAGCCUGCACUGUGCCAAGAGAAGGCAAGGCCAGGAAAGAAUGGUGCAAACUUCCAAGUUGACACCACUCCUAAGUCACUCUUGCUGAGAACCUGGGGUGAAAUCUUGGCUGGAUUUCCUCCCAUCAGCUUCUGUCACAGGCUCUUUUUGGUCCCUGGCGGGUCUGAAUCACUGCUCAUCUCAUCAGCCAGUCUUCUUUCUUCUGGCUUUACAAGCCCCUGCCCCUCUUUGUUGUUUUUUUUUUGUUUUUUUUUCCCCUGCUCCUCUUUGAAGACCAGCUGCAGUGUUCCUUCCUCCAGGAAGCCUUCUCUGACUCCCUCUGGCAGAAUUAGGCAUUUCCUCCUUGGAGCUCUCACUGCCCCUCCUAGAAGCCUCCAUCACUGCACUUACCUCCCUUGCUUAGACUAAAUGUCUGAACACCUCACCAGGUUUAAAGGCAAGAACUGAGUCUUACUUGCGGUUGCAUGUCAAGCACCACACAGGACAGUCAGUGGUGAUAAUGGGAGGAUGGAUGGAGGAAUGGGGAUAAAAUAAAUGAAUGGAUGAAUGAAGGAACUGAGAGAUGGAUGGCUGUGCAGGCUAUGGAUAAAAGGUUUUAUGAAGGGAUGAAUAAUUGAUGAAGCGAAUAGGUCAGCAAAUAAUUAGCUACUGAUAAUUAUUUUUUUUAGACAGAGUUUCACUCUUGUUGUCCAGGCUGGAGUGCAAUGGCACGAUCUCAGCUCAACACAACCUCCACCUCCCAGUUCAAGUAAUUCUCCUGCCUCAGCCUCCCUAGUAGCUGGGAUUGCAGGCAUGGGCUACCACACCUGGCUAAUUUUAUAUAUUUUUUUAGUAGAGAUGGGGUUUCUUUAUGUUGGUCAGGCUGGUCUCGAACUCCCAACCUCAGGUGAUCCACCCACCUUGGCCUCCCAAAGUGCUGGGAUUACAGGCAUGAGCCACCGCGCCCAACCUGAUAAUUAUUUUUAGCACCACAUAUCACCACUGGAGUCUGCCUGGACUCCAGUGGACAAACACAUGCCUGGACUUGCCAGCACAUUCCCCUUGCUUCCGUGAUUCUAGGGCUCUGGUUUCCCCUCCAAUACAUGGGUGUUGGCCAGAGAAUCCUCCCAUGACUCCACAUGAGAGCCUGGGGUAAGCUGCCCAUUAGAAUGUCCUACGUUUCUCAACCCACUUUAAUUUCUCAAGCAUCAGGGUGAAGGUGAUGGUGAUGAAGUCACUGUGAACUCGGUACUACACAAGGCUUGGGAGUGGGUGUUUCUGGAUGUUUUGGCUAGGAGGAAAUUACUGACCAUGACACUAGCAAAGAUGCCAAGAUGACCCACUGGCUACUUUUCCUGUGCCUAGUCUCGCUUCCCCUAUCCUUCCCACAUCCAGUACAGCCUGUACCUUCACCCACAAACAACACUCUCCUCUGCAGAAAGAGAAUUUUACAGCUGACCUUGAGUCCCUAGCUCUCUUCUGCCACCUGCUCCAUGCAUGCCACCUCAGAGAUCCCAGAAGAAUAGGGGUCAGAACCCAGCUUGAGGCUGGGCAUGGUGGCUCAUACCUGUAAUCCCAGCACUUUGGGAGGCCAAGGCAGGCAGAUCACCUGAGGUCGGGAGUUGAGACCAGCCUGGCCAAUGUGCUAAAACCCCGUCUCUACUAAAAAUAUAAAAAUUAGCUGGGUGUAGUGGUAGGUGCCUGUAAUCCCAGCUACUCGGGAGGCUGAGGCAUAAAAAUAACUUGAACCUGGGAGGUGGAGGUUGCAGUGAGCCGAGGUCACGCCACUGCACUCCAGCCUGGGCGACAGAGCAAGACUCUUGUCUAGAAAAAUAAAAAAUAAAAAAAAUAAUGGAACCCAGUUUGGAGGGUUGCUGCCUUUCCUUCAGUCUGUACCCUAGAGUCAGUUGAUAGUGGCAACACUAUGGGACUUGGGGUCAGAAGGCCUCAGUUCAAGUUUUGACUUUUUAGCCCUUGUCAACUGCUUCACUCUGGGACGAGGGGCCCAGAGGUAAACAGGACAGCAAAGAGAGACAGGCUUUGGGAUCACGCAGAUGCAGGUUCGAAUCCUGCUCCACCAGGGAGUUACUGUGACCUCAGGCAAGCGAUUCACUCUUCUGAGUCUCUGCCUUCUCGUCUAUAAAAUGGGAGAAGAGUACCAUCACCUCCCACCUCCCAGAUGCUGUUCAUCCUCUAGCCAUGUGUGAUGAUGGAAAAGCCUAAUUCUGCCCAAGAAAGUCAGAGAAAGCUUCCUAGACAUUUUUUCUGUCUUUAAAAUCUCAAUAAUUUUUAAAAUUCAUUAUAAUGGAUAUUACAUAUUGAUAAUAUUUUGAGACAUUGGGUUAAAUAUGUUACUAAAAUAGAAAAGAAAAGAUGCUGCUCAAAAGUCCUCUGCUGUGCAGCCAUCCCAGCCUCUCCUACAGUUUGGUGGCUUCUCUCCUGCCUUGCCACAGGGUUUGCAUGUGCCUCUAUUACAGCUUUUAUUUAUUUUUUUAUAUAGCUCAGUCACCCAGGCUGGAGUGUAGUGGCGUGAUCUCAGCUCACUGCAGCCUCCACUCCUGGGUUCAAGUGAUUCUUGUGCCUCAGCCUCCCAGGUAGCUGGGAUUACAGGCAUACACCACCAUGCCUGGCCAAUUACUGUGUUUUUUGAUGGAGAUGGGGUUUCACCAUGUUGGCCAGGCUGGUCUUGAACUCCUGACCUCAAGGAAUCCACCUGUCUUGGCCUCCCAAAGUGUUGGGAUUACAGGCAUGAGCCACCACACCCAGCCUAUUACAGCUUUUAGAAGUUUUAUUGUAGUUGUCUGUUUAGGUGUCUGUCUCUCUGACUAGCCUAGGAGCUCCUUAAGGGCAGGGACUAUAUCUUGGUCAUUUCUACUCCUAGUUCCUUGCAUACAGCCUGGCACACAGCAGAUGCUCAGCAGUAGUUAAUAAAGUGGAUGACUAUAUUCAUGUGACAGCAGUAUGAAUUGCAGUGAGAAUUUUAUUAUUUACCAUACCUGGAGUUCUAGGUGAAAACAACAGGAUGCAUGCCACAUCAAUUGUGGUCAAGGCUCUGGCAGGAAACAGUUUUGUAAAAAGUUUAAUGAAUGGACUAUUAACAAAGGUGUGGGCAGAGUUUAGGAGAACCAGGGGGAAUGGUGCAGUACCCCAGGGCUGGCAAUAUGGGAAGCUGUUACCAACUGUGGCCUGAAGGGUGGGGAGGGAGAGGUCACCUGGACCCAUGGCCAGAGAUGUAUGCCCAGGGCUGCCUGAUAGGAGCUGUAGGCUUUGGUUGAGGCACACAGCCAAGGUGGCAAUCCUCUGCAGGAAGGGGCUGGGAAAUAAAUACCAGUCCCUGUUUGCCUCACCCAGUCAGAAGCCAGAGGGCAAUGGGGGCCAUUUAUGUCACCUACAAAGGCAACCUAUCAAGGUACAGAACAGGUUGAGGAAGGGCAGAGGGGAGUUCUAGAGGAGCAAACAGAGAUUCAGCAUUAGAAAGAGCAUAGUACCCUCAGGAUCUUUAAGGACCUCUGGAUAUGCUUAUAAAAUACAAUAAAUGCUGGGCACCGUGGCUCACAACUGUAAUCCCAACAUUUUUCAAGGCCAAGGCAGGUGGAUCACUUGAGGUCAGGAGUUCAAGACCACCCUGGAUAACAUGGUGAAACCCUGUCUCUACUAAAAAUACAAAAUUAGCAUCCGGGCACAGUGGUUCAUGCCUGUAAUCCCAGCACUUUGGGAGGCCAAAGUGGGUGGAUCAUGAGGUCAGGAGUUCAAGACCAGUCUGGCCAACAUAGUAAAACCCCGUCUCUACUGAAAAUACAAAAAAUUAGCCGGUGUGGUGGUAUGUGCCUGUAACCCCAGCUACUUGGGAGGCUGACACAGGAGAAUCACUUGAACCCGGGAGGCAGAGGUUGCAGUGAGUCUAGAUGGCACCACCGUACUCCAGCCUGGGUGACAGUACAAGACGCCGUCUUAAAAAAAAAAAAAUUUAGCUGAGCAUGGUGGCACGCGCCUAUAAUCCCAGCUACUUGGGAAGCUGAUGCAGGAGAAUUGCUUGAACCCAGGAGGUGGAGGUUGCAGUGAGCAGAGAUGGCGCCGUUGCACUCCAGCCUGGGUGACAGAGUGUGUCUCAGUCUCAAUAAAAAAAAAAGAAAAAGGAAAAAAAAAAAACAAUAAAUGACUAUACCCAACAAUAAUCAUUAGCCCUUAAGUGCCUACUGUGUGUCAGGUGCUGUGCUAAUCCAUUUUCCAGUUGUGGAAACUGAGGCUCAGAGAGGCCAAGCAACCUGCCCAGAGUCACACAACAGGAAGCAGCAUAGCCAGGACUGGAACACAGGUGGGCCCCAGAGUGCAGGUUCACAUUGCCUCUUAGCAACUACCUAUUGCUAGGUACUAUUUCCAAUCCAAAAAAACUCUGCAAGAUCAGCGUUUUUUCCCAGAAACAGAGAGGUCAGGUGAUUUCUUCAGGCAACACAGCUCAUAGGGGUUGGGGGUAGGGGAAGGGAAGCAGGGUUGGAGAGUUUGCCAUUAGUUGGAGCAGGUGACUGGCAGAUUGCACGGUGGCAGCCUCAGGGACUUUUUUAGCCUCAAUGGGUGGAGCCACCUCUCACCAGGUGCCUUCUGGAGUCACUCCCCAGCUGCAACCACAGGAUUUAGACUUUCAAAGAUGGGCAGGGCCCUCAGCAUCCUCUAGGCUGCCUCUAGCCUGUGACCUUAAUAAUAAUGACUGCAGUCAGCCAUGGCUUCCUGAACCCCUGGUAUGUUCAUUCAUUGUCUUUCUCUACAUUGUUGCUAAUCUGAUCACAAAGCUCCUUUAGGAUUGUAUAAUAUCUACAGGCAGGUAUCAUGGGCUGCUCAUUUUGUAGAUGAAAUCUGAGGCUUAAAAGGGAAAUGACUUGUCCAGGGUCACAAGGGAAGUCAGACUCUUCAAAGCCAGACCCUGAACCCAGGGCAGUGUAUGUAGCUUAGAGCACUGAUCCAUCCUGGACCCGGAAGGGCUGCAUCCACAUCCCCGAUGGUACCUACCAGCUGUGUUGACCUUGGACAGGUCAUUUCUCUCCAUCUUAGUUUCCUCCUCUAUAAAAUAGGAACAGCAAUAGCAUCUGCUUAAUCUAGUUGUGUAAGGAUGAAACGAAUGAUAAUACGUAAAGCACUCAAAGCAGUGAUUAGAAACACGCUAAGGGUUUCAAAAAAAACCCACACACACUAAGGGUUUUAUAAGCAUCGUAUCCUGGAGUGUACUGAGCUUUCCAACCAUUUCUGAGGAGGCUUUUAAAAUUAUUUCUGUGCGACCCAGGCUUUCAUAGUAUUCAACUGAGUGGUUGCCGGCAGGGCUACGCACUAUGCUUCACAAGCCAUGCUUGCCGCAUUCAGCCCUCACUGUCACCCCAUCCCCAUUUUGCAGACAAGGAAACCGAGGCCCAGAGAGAAGUCAUGACCCGCCCAGGCUUCCACAUCUCAGAAACCGCAGAGCCAGGGUGGCUACUCCCAAGUCCAAAGCUAGUAAUUGCCCCUCUUCCAACUGCAGGAAACCCAGAUUGUUAUGAUUAUUGGUAUUGUUGUCCAAAACAAUACUAGAGACGGUGACAAUACAACAAUCAUGGAGGGUGCUUAUUUCCACUGGCUCAACAAUUAUCCCAACGCCUAUGCGGAGGGGGCCUGGGGCUUCAAGAAGAGGCUCCUCGAGGCAGGAUGAACAAACAAGCAGUGAAAACCUUGCAGCUGGGCCCCAGGUGCUGGGAGAGAGAGUGGGGCAGGAAGCGGGCAGGCCAUUUCUUUCCUCUUAUUUCUUAUUUGUUUGAGAAGCAACUUUACUUUCUAAAUCGGUCAUUGUCACCCGUUAGCCCCCGCCCCACCUGGGCCAGGGCCUCUGGUGACGGAGGGCAGGAGGAAGCUCUAGGGGGCAGGAGGAAUGAGGGUGCAGAGUGGGGCAGGGCCUGGGCCCAGCUGGAUAUGGGGGCUUCUUUCCUGCAGAGGCCUCAUGGGCCACCUUCAGGUGACCUGGGCUUGGCAGACAGUACCUGCUGGAGGGAUGACCUGAGUCCUCUAGGUUCAGCUGCCAGUGGGGAGGGAAGGGGACCCUCCUAAACAGGGAGGUAGCUGGCAUAGUGGUUAGGGGCCUGGCUCUGGAGUCAGACCUAUUUGGCUUCCAAAGGCUGUCACCUUGGGCAAGUUACUUUGCCUCUGUUUUCUCACCUGUAAAACAGAAUGGUUCGUUGUGAAGGGUAAAUGUAAUCAAACAACAUGACACAUGUAAACAUUUAACACAGUUACUAGCUGAAGCACAUUUACUAGCUGGAGAUUUACUUAAGAAGCCAGCAGGUAUUGGGUAUUUACUAUGCGCCAGGCACUUUUAAAGCAUUCCACACAUAUUAAUUCAUUUAUUCAGCAUAAUUAACAUUCUUCCCACUUAACAGAUGAGAAAACUGAGGCACACAGAGAGGUUGAGUUCCUCAUGCAGGGGCAGAUCCAGGCUUGGCAGGAUGUCAGUAAAGGUUAUACAAUAUUGGAGGGCGGUGUGGGGUGCUCUUUAAAAAAUGAUGAUGUACAAGGCCAUGCCAAUUAGGGACCCAACAUUCAAACUUCACCAUCCUCACCUUAAAUCUCCCUCUAAGCUCUGCCACCCUGCUAGGAAGUGGUAGCAGAGGCCAGGUGGCUAGCUCGAGAACCCAUAAGAAUUAUAAGCAGUAUCGAGAGUACAUGAGACAGUCACUGCAGAAUGCCACAUAAAUAAGAGGCAGCACUUCCACAGCAGGUACCAUGGGCCGCACACUCAUUUAACCCUUCCAGGAACCUAAUGAGGGUGGCAUGUAAUUACCAUGCCCAUUUUACAGAUAAGGAAGUCAAGGCUCAGAGAGGACUAAUGGUUUUCCUGAAGGCACAGAGCUAAGGAGUGGUUGAGCAGCCUGACAGCCUGACCUCAGAGGACACAUGUUUAGCCACUACAAUCACGGUCACCUCCCUCAUGACUGGGCUCAGCACCUUCCCCUCACCUCCCCUUGCAGGCUCUCCCAUCUGUUCCCCAACAGCAGCUUGGGGUGUGGACAAGACACCCCUGCUUUGGAGUCAGAGAUGCCUGGAUACUAACCUCUUUACCUUGUUGCUUGCUGGCUGUGUGUCCCAGAGACAGUUUUUUUCCAUCUCUGAGCCUCAGUUUUCUCAUCUGUAAAAUAAGGAUUGUGUCAUUUCUAGGGUGGUCAUAAAAUACAGAUACAUCAAUUAUUAUUUUAUGUGUUUUGUAAUAUACUAUCAAUAAGCCAUGUAUCAUGUAUGUACAGUUGCCUCUGGAUAACACUACAUAGGGUGGUUUGGAGGGUCAGAGUAAGGUGAAGUAUCUGGCCCAUGUUAAAUGCUCAGGAUUGGUAGAAAUUGCCUUCAUGGGGACAAGGGGACAAGUCAUUUGUGAGGAGUAGAGGGAAUGGAGACACAGACAAAACCAAAUGUUGGGAGGCCUGCAUUCUAGAUGGAUUUCUACCACCAGUUUGUGGUGUGACCUUGGACAACACUCCCUCCUUUCUGGGCUCAAUUUCUCCAUUUGCAAGUUGUAUGCAUCACUCCCCACUAAUGCAUGAAUGAAAUUGUCUCUAAGGUCCUUAAGAAACUGAAUUUCUGGGUAGGAACACAGGAGCAUCUUCUGAGACUCUCUGAGGGCUGCUCUCAUAAAGUUUCCCCCCUAUCUUGGGGUACUCUUCAUGGCUCCCACUCUUGAGACAAACAGGAGGGUUUGCAGGGAACUCAUACAUCUCCUCUGCUCCAGCAGAACCACAGUGCGUGGCUCAGCCCGGCGGGCUCUGCAACUGGAUAGCCUUUAUCUAAUCUGUUUCUUACCUGUAAAAUAGAGAUGAAAAUAAUAUAAUAGAUGUCCUUAUCCUCAUUUAACAGAAGAGGAGAUGGAGGUUCCAGGAGGCACAGGAUUUGCUGGGGGUCAUGGCUCUCACCUUGCCCUUGUCGUACUGCCUCUGUCCCACCCUUCUAAGGUGUGGGCUUUCGCUAUGGGAAUCACAGCUCCCUCUCUCUAUCCUAGAGGAUUAGAUUACAUUGUCCUUUGCCCUCUGCCUGACAUCCUGUCUCUCCUCUCUCCCCAUCUGGCAAACUCAUCCAGUGGAGUUGGGCCAGCCCUGGUGUCCUCACUUAUGAUCAUGGUGACCCUAACCAAGCUGCCCACACUCUCUGGGCCCCAUCCCCUCAUCUGCAUCAUAGGAGCAAUGUGAAAAUCCUUGGCAUUUCCAGUGCCUGAUCCAUUGUGAGUGCACAUGAAAUGUCAUCUCAAAUGUUGUCUCCUUAGGGGGCUGCCCUGGGGCCUCCAUGUGGAACAAGUUUCUCUGGGCUUGCACAGCCCAGUCCCUACAGCACUUACCACCCUGUAUCAUAACUGUCCACCUCAGGUCUGUACCCCACACAUCCUUGGACCCCGUUCUUCUUUGCAUCUGCUGUGUUUGGCAUAGGGACUGAUACACAGCCGGCACUCAGUUAAAGAUUGUUCAAUGAGUGAAUGAAUGAAUGAAUGAAGGACUGGUGCCUGACUGGUGCUUAAUUUAUUAGUUAUCCUUUCUGCCCUGUCAAGAUGGCAGGAUUCUGGGUGCUACAACCACCAGCACCACCAACUACUGCUAUUUCUUUGGCCAGCACUGUAAGUAGCUCCCAUUUGUUGAGCAUUCACUAUGUGCCAGGCACUGGGGUAAGCAUUUCUUGGUGUCUCUCACUCAGCCCUCUGUCACCCUAUGGGAUGGGCGUUCUGCCAUUACCCUCAUUUAACAGAUAAGCAAACAGCCUCUGCUGGGGAAGGUGGCAGAAUCAGUAUUGGUGAAACCAGGCCUCAGAGCCUUUCCAUGUCAGGUGAGGGUGGGCGGUUGGAGCCUAGAACAGAGUGUGAUUGACCUCUCCCAGAAUUUGCCUUUGACCGUUCUCUCCUCGUAGGACUUCUCUCCUCCCUUGAAGACCCUGCUUCUCCCAGAACCUCUCUCAUACCCCUGUGGUAUGGUGGUCCCCUUCUCAAGUUCCACCCAACCCUGUUCCCCAGGGUUCUGCCCUCAAGCCUCAUAGUGAACUGAGGCAGGGCUGGAUUCUCUUUUGUCUGCCUGGCAUAUUUUUCCAAUCCUCUCAUUUCCUGUCCACAGGGCCCCACCCAGUGUGGGAAGGGCAGGUAGGCCAAUCACAGUGCCCCAUUUUCCUUGAUACAAUGAUUGGUUUGGGCCUGGGCAUGUGAUACAAGCUGAGCCAAUCAGAGCACUCCCUGGAACUUUCAAUGGAGCCAGUGGGGAAGCUUGGCUCUCUCCUGAAAUGAGAGCUGAGAGCUGGUGGGAUGUAUACAUUUGAGCAUUUUUACUGGGAUUGGAGAAUGCCUAUCUGCCAUUGGAGACAAGGCCUAUUCUUUCUUUCUUUUUUUUUGAGACUACUGCCACCCAGGCUGGAGUGCAGUAGUGUGAUGUUGGCUCACUGCAACCUCUGCCUCCCAGGUUCAAGCAAUUCUCCUGCCUCAGUCUCCCAACUAGCUGGGAUUACAGAUGUGCACCACCACUCCUGGCUAAUUUUUGUAUUCCUUUUUUUUUUUGAGACGGAGUUUCGCUGUUGUUACCCAGGCUGGAGUGCAAUGGCGCGAUCUCGGCUCACUGCAACCUCCGCCUUCUGGGUUCAAGCAAUUCUCCUGCCUCAGCCUCCUGAGUAGCUGGCUUUACAGGCGCGCACCACCAUGCCCAGCUAAUUUUUGUAUUUUUAGUAGAGACAGGGUUUCACCUUGUUGACCAGGAUGGUCUCGAUCUCUUGACCUCGUGAUCCACCCGCCUCGGCCUCCCAAAGUGCUGGGAUUAUAGGCAUGAGCCACCACGCCCGGCCCGCCUAAUUUUUGUAUUCACAGUAGAGACAGUGUUUUACCAUGUUGGCCAGGCUGGUCUUGAACUCUUGACCCCAAGUGAUCCGCCUGCCUUGGCUUCCCAAAGUGCUGGGAUUACAGGGGUGAGCUACCAUGCCUGACUGAGAAGGCCCAUUCUUAAAGGCAGAGACAAACAGAACUGACUGAUGGGGGUGAUAGGAGCUAACCCAAUGUCAUCAUUGGAAACACUGGAUCCAGCAAUGCCCAAAGUUAGACCCACCUUUGAAACUCCAAGAUAAAGGAGCCACUAUAUUUAUAGUAUCUUUUUUCUUUUUGUUUUGUUUUCCAUAACCUAAUUUGAACUGAGUUUCUGUCACUUAAAAGAUUCCUAAAAUUCUCUCUCUCUUGCCUUUCCCUGGAUGACCUUGGGCCUUAUCUAGUCCUAUAUCUGGGUGUGUAGUGCAGUCAGUUCUUGAAGAAAUGGAUGUCUGGGAGGUACCUUAAAGGUGAUCCCACUCUGCCAGCCACCUUCCUGGGUAGUCUCCUUAGAGACAAUCAGGAAUGCUGUCAUCAUCUGCCUCAGCUCCUGAUACAGGAAAUUCUGUCACCUUUAUUUUCUGUUUCUCCCUCUAAUUGUUCUCCUGGAUCUACUGCUGUUCAGUUUCAGAAAGUUCUUGCCCAACUUUCCCCCCUCCCUCCCCAUUGCCAUUACCUUGAUUCAGGCCUCCUUCAACUCGCUGCAGUAACGUCAGUCUUCCCUUUCCUCCUCCUUCCCUUUGUCUAUCGUCCAUAUCUAUUACCACAGAGAUCUUAUAGAACCCACACCUGACCAUGUCACUCCUGCUGUGAACACUGCGUGGCUCCCUGUCAACCUCAGGAUCAAGUCUGAGCUGCGUAGGGUGGUACUGGAGGCCAUUCCCAAUUCGACUUCAUGGUUUUUUUUUUUUUUUUUUUUGACAGUCUCAUUCUGUCACCCAGGCUGGAGUGCAGUGGUACAAUCUCAGCUCACUGCAACCUCCGCUUCCCAGGUUCAGGAGAUUCUCCUGCUUCAGCCUCCCAAGUAGCUGGGAUUAUAGGCGUGUGCCAUGAUGCCUGGCUAAUUUUUGUAUUUUUGGUAGAGAUGGGGUUUCACCAUGUUGGCCAGGCUCGUCUCAAACUCCUGACCUCAGGCGAUCCACCUGCCUCAGCCUCCCAAAGUGUUGGGGUUUACAGGCAUGAGCCAUCAUGCCUGGCUCCAAAUUGACUUCAUCUUGAACUCAUUUCUUCUCCCCAUCUUGCAUUUCAGUCACAUUUCACACCCUUUUCCUGAACAUACUACCCCCUUUCUUAUCUCUGGACUUCUCUGCUGGAAUCUGUGUCUGCCCAGGACGUGCCUUGCUCCUCUUCCCACCUGAGCUACAACCAUUCUUCAGAGUCUGGUCAUGGCUGACUGCUCCGGGAAGUCCUCCCUGUAACCCCAACCUGAGCCCCUUUGCCCAAAGAGUCGGCUUUCCUCUUCUGUACUGCCAUCACACCUGGGCCUUCGCCUCCUGGGCUAACCUGGGACAUGAGCCCCCAAGGGCAGGACCCAGCCUGACCUCUCUCUCCACCUUUGGGCCAUCGCUGCGCACUGCGGUGACCUCCACGGGUGAAGCAGAAUGCCCGGCCCUUCUCAGAGGGAUCCUGUUGGCUGAUCUCCUUUGGUUCUUGACUAAUCCUUGACUCUUUAGGGCAGAGAGGCACCUGGAAGAAAUAAUUGUAGUCUUUGCAUGUGGGUCGUACUUCCAGUUUACCAGGUGUCUCUUGGUUUCUCAUUAGUCUUAUAGUCUGUGGGUUGUCAGGGAAAAUGUUGUCAACCCCGUUUUACAGAUGGAAAGCUUGGUUCAGAGAGUUAGGGAUGGAACCAAUCCCCAGUCUUGGGCAAGCCCCUGACCCUGAGAAUCCUUUUGUCAUCCAAGCCACCCAUUUCCUAAACGUGUGCUGAGAACCAAGGAAAACCAGGGAACCCAAGUAAGAAGAGGGAAUGCAGGUUCUGGACUGGGCUAAGAGCAACAGUAAUGAGGACCCCACGCAGCCACUGCCCUUGCCCUGCACUGUGUUCCAUCCACUAGAUGAGCAUCAUCUGCUUAUGAAGAAGCGUUACUCAUUCCCAUGUUACAAAUAAGAAAACCGAGACACAGCACAGCUAAGAGACUUGCCUCUCUCGGGCCAGUUUCCUUCUGAUGAUUUGGUGAUCGCUAUAGCCCUUUACAGUUUGUAAUUUUAGCACCCCUUCCCUGCUCUCACCAGUCUAACACUGGUAGGUGAACGUGCUCUCAUUUGACAGAAGCAGCAACUGAGGCUCAGAAGUCAAGGGCGGACCUAGGAGAUGGCACCCAGCCUUCGGAUCAGGGGAGCCCGUCCGGAGCCUGGUGGCGCAGCUCUAGCGGGGAGGCGGGGAGCAGGCGGCAGGGCCACGAGUGGGCGUCCGCGUCUCUUCCCCGCCAGCCGCUGGAGCUCAGCUUCCCCACAGUGAGCGCCGCAGGUGCGCAGCGGGUGGCGGCGUCUGCGCGGCGGGUGCGUCCGCGUGGGCGUGGGUGAGGGACCUGGGCGGGCGGGGCCCCACGCCCAUCCUCCCUCCCUCCCGCUGUCUCUCCCGUGGCUGGUGGCAGGUGAGUGGGUGUCGAGGAACCGCCAGGCAGCGGAGAAAACAGGACGCCGCAGAAAUCAGAUUACUCACCUGCAGCUGCUACUACCCAGAGCUAAUAAAAGCAGAACUUCCUGUUGAUUCUUUAUUACCACCCUCUGCCUCCCUCCGCCCCAAUCCACUCCCAGCUGCAGCCAGAGCCCCAACUGAUCACCAGAAACCGGUUACUUGGGGUCCAGGGCAGUCCAGUUCCUGAAAUCCCCUCCUCUGUACAGCACAGGGUUGGGCUCAUGCUGCCUCAAGGGUGGACUCCGGUUACCUGCAUGGGAACCACCUGGGGUGCUGGUUAACACCACACAUCCCCAAACAGGGCUUCACACCUGCUCCAUCAGAAUUCCUGCAGUUUGGGGCCCAAGAGCAGGAAUUCAUAGGAAUCGCAGGUGAUUUGUAGGCAGGCUAAAGUUUUGAGAACCGCAGAGUCUGGAUGUUGUAGGUUCAGAUGAUGUGGGUUUCUUUUUCUUAAAUGCAACCCAUAAAUUAGGGAUGGAACCUAUCCCUCGUCUUGGGCAUGUCAGCCAGAGCCUCAGUCUGCUUAUUUGUAAAAUGGGGGUGAAAAUAAUACAGACCUCUUGGGAGGACUGAAACAAGGCUCAAAUGGAGAAUACACUUAACGUGAUUCCUAGUGGUUGCUCCUGGAGUUUACAGACCAGCCGGGACUAGGCAUGGAGCGCCAUCCAUGGAGUGUGAGGAGCUGGAUGGGCCUGGGCUGGAAAGGGGCUGUGAUUCACCCUGGGUGCCCUGAGAAAGACCUUUCAGUAUCCAGCUUCUCCAAAGUUCAGUCCCCCUCACACCAGGAAAAUGUUCUUGCCUAAGCUAUUGACAACCCUGAUGGCUAGAUCCAGUGGCCUCUUCUCAGCCCUUCUGUGGCACCUGAUUCUGGGGCGGGCCUCACCUUUCUCAUCCAAGCUGUCAUCUCUCUCAACUUCAGGGCAAGUAUGAAUCCCCAUCUUCAUCGUCCUUCUAUCUAGCUAGCUCCCUUGCAGGCCCCCUCCUCCUAGCCCUUCCUCCUCCUGCCUCUGCCGUCUUGGGCACCUUAGCCUACUACGCAGCCAGGACAACCUCAUCCAUUCCCAGUUAUGUUUCUUAAGCUGAGCAGUGCCCUUCCUGAGCCCCUGAUUCAUAAACACAGCACCUCCUAAGACAUCUCUGCUUGAUGACUCCCCUUCACCCAACUCAACUCAACCAGCUCCAAGCUCAUCAUCUCACGCUCACCUGCCACCAGCCUCUUCUCGUUUCUCCGUCUCAGGGCAACACACCUGGAUGUUGUCCCAGCUGAUUUCUGCUCUCAGCUCCCACAUAAGUUUUCCAAUCCAGUGCAUUUUAUCUCCUUAGUUUUGCUCCAGAAUCUGUCCCUUCCCAGUCUUCCUGUCCCUCUGCACUUCAGGUCCCCUAGUUCAGGACUCCAUAAUCUCUCACCUGGAUGACUCUAAAAGCCUCUUAGACGGCCUUCCUGGCUCUAGUCUCACCCUUACUUUGGACGGGGGGCUCAUUCUGAGACACAAAUCUUGUCCUUGCUUUGUUUCAACCCAUCAGUGGCUCCACAGUACAACUCAAAGUCCUCCCUUUCAAAGCUCACCUGGACAGAGCAACACUCUCCUCUCCACCCCACCCUCUCAGCACCUGGCACAGUGACAUUUACUGCGCUCUUAAUGCUCAGUACCAUGGCAAGCCAGUUAUCUUUGUAGCUUUAUCUCAGCCUCAUGCCAUUUCCAUGAUUAUUAUUCCUGACUUACAGAUGAAAAAGCUGAGGAAGAGGGAGGCUAGGUAGUUUGCCCAAGGCCACAAAGCUAGUAAGUAGCAGAUUUGUAUCCAGGUCUCUCUGGAUCCAAAGCUGGUACCGUUAGCUGUUCUAAUCUUGAGCCACCUCGUCCCAGUUACAUAGUCUUCUCCUUUUUUAUAUUUUGCCUGGCAUCUCAGAGGAUGCCUGGCAUAUGACAGAUGUUUGUUGAAUGAACAAAUCUAUCUGCACUCCCAUUUAAUUCUUUUUUUUUUUUUUGAGACGGAGUUUCGCUCUUGUCACCCAGGCUGGAGUGCGGUGGCACAAUCUCGGCCCACGGCAACCUGUGCCUCCUGGGUUCAAGCAAUUCUCUUGCCUCAACCUCCCUAGUAGCUGGGAUUAUAGGCGUGGGCCACUACAUCUAGCUAAUUUUUGUAUUUUUAGUGGAGCUGAGGUUUUACCAUGUUGGCCAGGGUGGUCUCAAACUCCUGACCUCAGGUGAUCCACCCACCCCGGCCUCCCAAAGUGCUGGGAUAACAGGUGUGAGCCUCCAUGCUUGGCCCCAUUUAGUUCUUACAACAACCCUAGGAACUACAAAAGUUUUAAAAACAAAGUCAUAUUAUGUAAUAUUUGAUGACUAUAAAAAAAAGUAUGUUGAAUAUCUUGUGUAUGAAGACAAACACUUGCGAUCCCAUGGCCUCAGCUUAGGAACUAGACCUUCACCAGCACCACUGAGGCCACCUGUGUGUGCCUACUCAGUCCUACUCCCUGCCUUCCUCCAGACGUAAACACUAUCCUGAAUUUUGUGGUCAUCAUUCCCUCGCUUUGAAAAAAAGUAAUUUUACCAAAUGGGGAGGAUGCUGGGCAACACAUUAUUUUGUUUAUUGACCUUUAUAUAAACAGCACAGUGUGCGUGCAUUCUUCUUUGGCUUGAUUGUUUUUCAUGCAUCACUAUGUUUCUAAAAUAUGUAUGUGACUUUGCAUCUUUGGCUGGCCUCCAUUCCUUUUUCCAGCUGUCUAGUACUCUAUUGUCAAAUAGAAUUCAGUGACUUUGGGCCAGGCACGAUGGCUAACACGUGCAAUCCCAGCACUUUGGGAGGCCAAGGCAUGCGGAUCAGCUGAGAUCGGAAGUUUGAGACCAGCGGGACCAACAUAGAGAAACUCUGUCUCUAUUAAAAAUGCAAAAUUAGCUGGGUGUGGUGGCAUGUGCCUGUAAUCCCAGCUACUCAGGAGGUUGGGGCAGGAGAAUCUCUUGAACCCGGGAGGUGGAGGUUGCAAUGAGCUGAGAUCAAGCCAUUGCACUCCAGCCUGGGCAACAAGAGUGAAACUCCAGCUCAAAAAAAAAAAAAAAAAAAAGAGAAUUCAGUGACUUUAUCCAUUCUCCAGUCAAUGAGCACAUGGAUUGUUUCCAGUUUUUCGUUAUCACCAGUAAGGCUGCCAUGAUCAUUCUUAUACCUAUGUCUUGGUGCACACAUGUAGAAGUUUCUCUAAGCUACAUACCUAAGACUGUAAUUGUGGGUCAUUGGGUAUGCACAUAAUUAACUUUACAAGAUGUUUCCAAGUGAUUUUCUGAAGUGCUUGUAUGGACUAACAUUCUUCCCUCCCUUCUCCGCAGUGGAUGAGAGUUCUAGUACCUCCAUAUCCUCCCCAACAUAGUAUGACCAGAUUCCUUCACUGUUCCUCACAUGGUCUUCAUGUGCACCUCCCUAAUAAGAUGAGACAUCUUUUCAUAUGUUUAUUUUGCAUUCUUGUUUCUUUUCUGUAAAUUGGCUGUCCAGUCCUUUUGCCCACUUCUCUAUUAGGUUGGUUAGCCUUUGCUUAUUGGUUGGAGGCAUUCUCGGAGAAGUUUUUUUUAAAUUUUUUAGUAGAAUUAGAAUCUGAGAUCCAAGUUCAUGGAGGACAGAGCCAGCCCCAAACCUACGUAUGGCUGCUUCCAGGGCCCGUAGUAUCCACCAAUUGUCUCUCAUUCAUUCAUUUUUCCUUCUUUCUUUCUUCCUUUUUUUUUUUUUUUUUUUUUUGAGAUAGAGUCUCACUCUUUCACCCAGGCUGGAGUACAGUGGCGUGAUCUUGGCUCAUUGCAACCUCUGCCUCCCAGGUUCAAGUGACUCUCCUGCCUCAGCUUCCCGAGUAGUGGAGACUACAGGUGUGUGCCACCAUACCCGGCUAAUUUUUUUUUUUUUUAGGAGAGUCAGGGUUUCACCAUGUUAACCAGGCUGGUCUUGAGCUCCUGACCUCAAGAGAUGUGCCUGCGUCAGCCUCCCAAAGUCCUGGGAUUACAGAUGUAAGCUGCUGCACCUGGUUCAUUUAUUCAUUUCUCAAAUGUCUACUGAUGACUUUCUCAGUAAAUACUGGAGAGGGAGUAGAUGGUUGUGGUUAACAGUGUAGAUUCUGGAGCCCCCUACCUAGAUUUUCAUCUCUGCCUCUUACUAGUUGUGACCGUAGAUACAUUUCUAAACUACCCGUGCCUUAAUUUCCUUUCUAUAAAAUAAGGAUGUUAAUAAAGUCUCUCCCUCACAGGGCUGAUGUAUGAGGACUGAUGAAUGAGUUAAUUCAAAUAAAAGGGCUUAGGAGGCCGGGCAGUGCACAGUCAGUGCUGAAUAAAUAAAUAGCACAUGCCAGGCUCUGGGCCUGCAGCACAUCGUUCUGGGGACACAGGAAUGAAAAAAGACAGACAGUGACACGGACGUCAUGCAGCUCACUGUCCAACAGAAAGAGACAAACACAAAACAAGUAAAUAAACAAAAUAAUGUGGCUGUGAUAAAGGCAAGGAAGAAAACCGCAAGGUGACAAGACAGAGGGUGACGAGACAGAGAGAGUGACCAGGCAGUGACUCAGCUGAGGGGUCAUGCAGGGACAGCCCCCUGUAGGAGUUAACAUUUAGGCUGACAUGUGGAGGAGGAGAAAAAGCCACCCAGGCAAAGAGCAGAAGAAGAUGGCUUAGCAAAGAAAAGGGAAGGUGCAAAGGCCCUGAGGCAGGAAGAGCUUGUCAUUUCAAGAACUGCAAGGAGAACACUGUGGCCGUGGCUGUGGCUGUGGCUGCAGCCAACUGAACACAGAGAUGACAGCAGGAAGAAGGUGGGGAAGCACGAGGGCAAAGGGUCUGGAUUUUAUUCCAAGUGCAGUGGGUGGUUUUGGACAGCAGAGUGUUGUGAUCUGAUUUAUGUCUUUAUUGUAUUUUAUUGAAACAGAGUCUUGCUCUGUCCCUUAGGCUGGAGUGCAGUGGUGCUAUCUCGGCUCACUGCAACCUCCGUCUCCCAGUUUCAAGUGAUUAUCGUGCCUCAGCCUCCAGAGUAGCUGGGAUUACAAGCGCCCACCACUACACCCAGCUAAUUUUUUUUUUUUUUCUUGUAGAGACAGGGUUUUGUCAUGUUGGCCAGGCUGGUCUCAAACUCCUGACCUCAAGUGAUCCACCUGCCUUGGCCUUCUAAAGUGUUGAAAUUAGAGGCGUGAGCCACCGUACUCAGCCUGAUUUGUGUCUUUAAAAGAUCACUCUGACUGCCAUCAACUAUCUAUGAACUGAUCUAAAUACUUCUUGAAGCCACUAGUAUUUUUAGCCAAUACCCCCUCUGUUCGAAGCAAAACUUCCCUUUAUUGGUCUUAAAUUUAAUUCUUUCGGGUUUCAAGGGGAGCCCCCUUCUGUCUCCUAUCUGAGGGUUAGUGGCCCAGUGCGAGAUCUCUAGUAAAGAUUUUUACAGAGCGGGUGGGAAGAGGGUCUCCCAGUUUACACCUUACUUACUCUGUGAUGUUUCACCACCUGUAAAAUGAACGUAAUGAGAGUGGCCAUCUCAAGAGGCUUCUACGAUGAAAUGGGACACAGCUUGGCAGCAGGGAGUGAUGAAUAUAGGCUGGCUUCCAUGCAGAUAACAAUUCUGGUGAUUAGGAGGAGGAUGAUAAUGAUAGGAAUGAUAUUGAAGAUGAUGAGGAGGAGGAUGGUGGUGAUGAUGAUGUUGGUGAUGAUGUUGAUGGGGAUGAUGGGGAUUCUGGGGUGUGAUACUGGGUAAGUCAGUGAACCACAUUUUCCAUGUCUAUCAAGUAAGGGUGUUGGACCAAAUGAUCUGUGGGGGCCCAUCCAGGUCUGAUGUUCUAGAAUUUUCUAGUUUAGGCUUUCUCCUCCUCCUUUCAGCCUGGGUUACUCUCUUCCCUGCAAUUUUGGUCAUCCUAGUGACAUGUGAUGAGAGAUGGAGUAUUAUAGUAGAGAGAAAACUGACGUGGAGUCAGGCAGCUGGAGGUUCCAGCUGCACCAUUUACGGUGGAGUCUUCAUCAUGGUGCAUUUAACUUACACACUUUUGUAAAAUUUUGAGACAGGGUCUUCCUCUGUCACCCAGGCUGGAGUGCAAUGGCAUGAACUUGGCUCACUGCAACUUCCACUUCCUGGGUUCAAGUGAUUCUCAUGCUUCUGCCUCCCGAGUAGCUGGGAUUACAGAUAUGCACCACCAUGCCUGGCUAAUUUUGUAGUUUUAGUAGAGACAGGGUUUCACCAUGUUGCCUAGGCUGGUCUCGAACUCCUGGCCUCCCAAAGUAUUGGGAUUACAGGCGUGAGCCACUGCACCCAGCCUAAUAUGCACACAUUUAAACAUGCGUGUAAAGGGAGGGGAGAUAGCAUGUUGUGAAUGAAUCGCUGCUACAGAGUCACACUCCCAUUCCACUUGGUGAGCACCCACCCCUUGAGGGGGAAUGUGACUUGCCACAAUGUGACCUGUCCCCCCACUGGCCCAAGUUCCUGCACAUUCAGCCUCAUGUGGCUCUCAUCAUGCUGAGUGUGAUCCUGGCGUUCAAAGGGUUUUUGUAGCCAACCAUUUCACCUGUGGUAAGCGGAAGGCGAAGCUUUCCGUAACAACACCUGAGAAAAAAAGAACCUGCUGUAUUAGCUGUCAGCUGUUGAAGGACUUUGCUGUCUGUUUCACUGAGAAACAGAAGCAAUUAGAAGGAAAAUUCCUCAGACUCCACCUCUCCCUUCACUUCCGCAUGUACCAAUGCCUGUUACCUGGAGGCCUUGUGUGCAUUCAAAUUUGAUGCCCUCCAUGGGGCACUGCCCUUUGUCCUCUCUCACCUCCUCCAGGACAACAAUGAGCAAUUCUUUGUGUCUCUCCCUCAGUGCCAGGGGUCCCCCUUUUGUGCUGGCUCAUUCACAUCAGCACAUAAUCGGCUGCUGUUCCCUUCAUCUUACACACACACACAGGCGUGCGUGCACACACGUACAAACCCAUGCACACACACCCACACCGCCAUAUUUCUUUGCUCUCCCAGGAAAACAUCUCACAGAGUUUUCUGGGUUGACCAUCUUCAUUCCUCCUUCCUUUUCUCUCUCCAGCUCUCUCUGGGGCUUUCACUCCCACUGCUCCACUGAAACUGCUCUUGUCGAGGUCAACGAUGACCUCUAGCUGACAAACUCAACAGUCCCAUCUGUCCUCAACAUCGGCCCUGGGCCAGCGACUGUGCCCUCCUCCCUGCUGGAUGUCCUGCCCAUUUCUUCCUAGGCCCCCUCUCUCCUGGUCCUCCCACCUCACAGGAUCCCUUGUCAGUUUCCUUUGCUGGUUCUCCCUCAUGUCCCCAACUUCCACAGGCCAGGGUGCCCCAGAAGUCAGCCUUGGGACUUCUUCUCUUCUCUAGCUCACUUCUGGGUGCUCUCGCUCAGUCCCGAGGUGUUCAUACAUUCUCUCUGCAGUUGGCUGUAGAUGAGUAUCUCCAGCCCAGCCCCUCCAGCUCAGCAUCAGGCUCACAUGUCUCCAGUCAGAUAUCCAAUAGGAACCCAAACUGGAUAUAUCUACAGAUGAAUUCUUCAUUUCACCCCCAAAUGUAAUCGUCCCUGGGUCUUCCCAUCCCAGCAAAAGGCAACUCCAUCCUUUCAUUGUUCAGGUCACAAUGUGGGCUGUCCUUGACUCUGCUUUCUUACACCUGCAUCUGACCCAUCAAGAAUAGCAUGAGCUCCACCUUCCAAAGCUUCCACAAUUUCACCAUCUCCACUGUUCCUACCUGUGUCCGAGGUACCACCAUUUCUUGCCUGGGGUUGUGUAAGAACCUCCUAGUGAGGGUCCCUGCUUCCAGCCUAAUGCUCCCUGCAGCCUUUAUACCCCAUAGAGUAGCCAAUGUGAUUUAUUUACUUAUUUAUUAUUUGGAGACAGAGUCUCUCUCUAUCCCCCAGAUUGGAGUGCAGCGGUGUGACCUUGGCUCACUGCAACCUCUGCCUCCAGGGUUCAAGUGAUUCUCAUGCCUCAGCCUCCUGAGUAGCUGGGAUUACAGGCACCAGCCACCAUGCCCAGCUAAUUUUUUAUUUUUAGUAGAGACAGGGUUUUGCCAUGUUGGCCAGGCUGGUCUCAAACUCCCUGAACUCAGAUGAUCUGCCCGCCUCGGCCUCCCAAAGUGCUGGGAUUACAAGAAUGAGCCACCGUGCCUGGCCAAUGUGAUCUUUUUAAAACAUGAGUCAAAUUACUUCCUUCCUCUGUUCAAAUCCCCCAGGGGCUCCCUUCUCACUCAGAGAAAAUCUUAACACUGUUCCAUGGCCUAGAAAGUCCAACCUGAGCUGUGCACACCCUUCCCCACCUUACCGCCUGUUGCUUUUCGCUCCCUUGCCCCGCCACACUGACCUCCCUGCUGUCUUUGAGCAGCCAAGCACAAUCACACCUCCAGGCCUUCGCCCUUGUAUUCUGUCUGCCUAGAGAAGAUAACUGCCCCUGCCCAUUUAUCCAUGGCAGGGCUCACUCCUGCUCAUCACUAGGCUAGCUUCUCUCUGGCCAUCCUGCUGUAUAUACUAUAGCACCCAAUCCUCUCCCACCUCUCCCACUCUCCGGCCCCUCUUCCUGCUUUACUUUUCUUCAUGGCAUUCAUCACCUUCGAACUGACGUUUCUUUACUGUUUGUCUCUCCCACUGGAAUGUUGUAGUCCUCAUCAUCAGCAGAGACUUGAUUUCAUCCUCUACUAUAUUAUCCUGAAGAGUGUCUGGCUCAUGGUGGCUGUUGAAUAAAUAUGUGUUAAGUGCAUGAAAGCAUUUGCAUAACUUGGAAGCUAUUUGUUGGUGUCCACUGCUCUCCAGCCUGGGCGACAGAGUGAGGCCCUGCCUCAAACAAUAAUAAUAAUAAUAUUGGUGAGGACUAGGUGCUAAUCCCAGUACUUUGGGAGGCUGAGGUGGGUGGAUUGCUGGAAACCAGGAGCUCAAGACCAACCUGGGCAACAUAGUGAGACCCUGUCUCUCAAAAAAUUUUAAAAAGUAGCUAUGCAUAGUGGCACAUGCCUGUGGUCCCAGCUAUUCAGGAGGCUGAAGUGGGAGGAUCACUUGAGCCCAGGAGAUCAAGACUACAGUCAACCGUGAUCAUGCCACUGCACUCCAGCCUGGGAGUCUGAGGGAAACUGUUUCUAUACUGGUGAGGAUAUUGGUAGCUGGAGAAUCUCAGGCAUUAUCAGUGAAAGUGUGCUUUGCUAUUACCCUAGUGUGAGGCAAGUCCUUUGACUCCUGAAUCCUCAAUCUAGGAAUUUACCCUUAGGAAAUUCUUACCCAAUGGCAAAAAGAUGCAGAGAUGUUCACAGAACUUUUUUAUUCAUAAUAGUGAAAAAUUGGAAAUGACACCAAUGUCUAACCAUGCGAGGGUUGUUAAAAUUAUGAUAGCGCCAUAUAAUGAAUACUAAGAGGUCAUCAAACAUGAUGUUGGCUAAGGAUACUUCAUGAAACUUGAGAAUAUGUUUAUAAUCUAUUAUCAAGUGAACAUUUUUUUAAAACCAACAGGCCAGGCAUGGUGGCUCAUGCCUGUAAUCCUAGCACUUUGGGAGGCCGAGGUGGGUGGAUCACCUGAGGUCAGGAGUUUGAGAUCAGCCUGGCCAACAUGGUGAAACCCCAUCUCUACUACAAAUACAAAAAUUAGCCAGGCGUGAUGGCACAUGAUUUUAAUCCCAGCUACCUAGGAGGCUGAGGCAGGAGAAUCUCUGGAACUGGGAGGUGGAGGUUGCAGUGAGCCGAGAUUGCACCACUGUAUUCCAGUCUGGGCAACAGAGCGAGACUCCAUCUCAAAGAAAAAAAAAAAAAAACCGGCCGUGCACGGUGGCUCACGCCUGUAAUCCCAGUGCUUUGGGAGGCCAAGGCGGGUGUAUCACAAGGUCAAGAGGUCGAGACCAUCCUGGUCAACAUGGUGAAACCCCGUCUCUACUAAAAAUACAAAAAAUUAGCUGGGCAUGGUGGCACGUGCCUAUAAUCCCAGCUACUCAGGAAGCUGAGGCAGGAGAAUUGCCUGAACCCAGGAGGCAGAGGUUGCAGUGAGCCAAGAUCGCGCCAUUGCACUCCAGCCUGGGUAACAAGCGAAACUCCGUCUUAAAAAAAAAAAAAAAGCCAACAAAUUUCAGAGCAACAUGUAAAGUGUGAUGUCAUUCUUGUGUACACAUAUUUGUGCAUAUUCAAACCCGGGAAGCUAUUUAGAAAGAGGACACCAACAUAUUUAAAAUAUGGUGGUUUUCACUGUUGAAUCAAGGUGGUGGGGUGUGUAGGGGGGUUCACUGUGUUAUUCUUUCAAACUUUCUGGAUGUUUAAAAAAUCUGGGCCAGGUGUAGUGGCUCACGCCUGUAAUCCCAGCACUUUGGGAGGCCAAGACAGGCCUUGGCAGGAUCGCUUGAGCCAGGAGUUUGAGACCAGCCUGGACAACAUGGUGAAACCCCAUCUCUACAAAAAAAUAUAAAAAUUAGUCGGGUGUGGUGGUGUGCACCUGUAGCCCUCGACUCAGGAGGCUAAGGUGAAAGGAUUGCUUGAGGCUGGGAGGUUGAGGCUGCACUGAGCCAAGAUUGCAUCACUGCGCUCCAGCCUGGGUGAAAGAGUGAGAACCUGUCACAAAAAAAAGAAAAAAAAGAAAAAGUCUAUUUAGGUGUGGUGGCUCACGCCGGUGGUCUCAGCACUUUGGGAGGCUGAGGCAGCAGAACCACUUGAGGCCAAGAGUUAGAGACCAACCUGGGCAAUGUAGUGAGAUCCAACCUCUAAAAAAAUUUUUUUUUAAUUAGCUGGAUGUGGUAGCAAAUGCCUGUGUUCCCAACAGCUCUGGAGGCUGAGGUGGGAGGACUGCUUUGAGCCCAGGAGGUCCAGGCUGCAGUUAGCCCUGAUUGUGCCACUGUACUCCAGCCUGGGUGACAGAAUGAGACCCUGUCUUGAAAAGAAAAGAAAGAGGGAGGGAGGGGAAGGAAGGAAGGAAGGAAAGAAAGAAGAAUGGAAUGGAGGGAGGCAGAAAGAGAGAGAGAAAGAAAGAAAAAGAAAGAAAGAAAGAUCUUACAAUAAAAAAUUGAAAGACCUGUAAUCACAGCAUUUUGGGAGGCUGAGGUGGGUGGAUCACUUGAGGUCAAGAGUUGGAGACCAGCCUGGCCAACAAGGUGAAACCCCACCUCUACUAAAAAUACAAAAAUCAGCUGGGCAUGGUGGCCUGUGCCUGUAAUCCCUGCUAGUUGGACAGCUGAGGCAGGAGAAUCGCUUGAACCCAGGAGGCAGAGGUUGCAGUGAACCAAGAUCAUGCCACUGUACUCUAGCCUGGGUGACAGAGUAAAACUCCAUCUCAAAAAAAAUUUUUUUUUUGAAAGAAAAUAUGGUUAUUUGGGGGUAGAAGGAUGUAGGGAGAUUGCUUUUCUUCUUUACCCCUCAUGUAUUUUAUUUGCUUUCCUAUAAUGAGCGUCUACCACUUUUACACAACUAAUGAAUUGAUAUCAAAAUGAAAUACAAUUCUUGUCAUACAAAAUGUUUAAAUUUUAAAAAUAAACAGUAGUUGUCUUGAUAGUUUAAAAAGAUGGGCCAGGCAUGGUGGCUCACACCUGUAAUCCCAGAACUUUGGGAGGCUGAGGCGGGUGGAUCACAAAGUCAAGAGAUCAAGACCAUCCUGGCCAACAGGGUGAAACCCUGUCUCUAUUAGAAAUACAAAAAUUAGCUGGGCGUGGUGGCGUGUACCUGUAGCCCAGCUACUUGGGAGGCUGAGGCAGGAGAAUUGCUUGAAUCUGGGAUGCAGAGGUUGCAACAGUGAGCUGAGAUCACACCAUUACAUUCCAGCCUGGUGACAGAGCGAGACUCUGUCUCAAAAAAAAAAAAAAAAUGGAAGACAACACAAAUACCUGUAAAUAGAGAACUGAGUACGUAAAUUAUGGUAAUCAAACAAACAUUCCUCCCCUGUUUAAAAAUAUGUUAUAGAAAAGAUAUUUACAGUAAUUUGGUAAGCGAAAAAAACAGGCCAUAAAACAGACGGUAGAGUCUUACGCCAAUUUUGAAAAAAAAGAGUAUAUGUUGCCCACCCAUAGAAAAAACUGGAAAUAUCCAUGCCAAAAUGUUAGCAGUGGUUUUCUUUGGGAAAUGGAAUGACAGGUGUUUUUCCUUCCUUCCUUUUGCUUAUUCAUAUGUCGUAAAUUGGUUUUAUCCAGUAGAACUUUCUGUGAUGAUGGAAAUGUUCUCUAUCUGCCUCGUUCAGUGUUAUCAUAGCCACUAACCACAUGUAGAGUACUUCAAAUAUGGCUAGUUGUCUGGGCCUAGUGGCCCACGCCUGUAGUCCCAGCACUUUGGGAGGUCCAGAUGGGCAGAUCACUUGAGCCCAGGGGUUUGAGACCAGCUAGGGCAAGGUAGCAAAACCCUGUUUCUACAAAACAAAAAUGCAAAAAUGAGCUGGGUGUGGUGGUGUGUGUCUGUAGUCCCAGCUACUUGGGAGGCUGAGCUGGGAGGAUUGCCUGAACCCAGGAGGUCCAGGCUGCAGUGAGCCAUGAUUGUACCACUGCACUCCAGCCUGAGCAGCAGAGCAAGACCCUGCCUCAAAAUAAAUAAAUGUGGCUAGUGAGACUGAAAAAUAAAAUUUUUGUUGUAUUUAAUUCUAAUUAAUUUAAACUUAAGUGGCCACAUGUAGCUAGAGGCUACUGCAUUGGGCAGCAUAGUUCUCAAAUGUUUACCAAGAACACACAUAUUGGCUUUGCAAAGAGGGAAAAAAGCUUUUCCUCCUUUUUUUCCCUUGUAUGGUUAUUUGAUCUGCCAUGGCUUUUUGCAGAGCUCAUUUGAGAUCCCAGGGAGAGGCAGUGAAUGCAAGGGCUUUGCAAACUGUAAAGUGCUGUUCUCAGGAGGUGCUGCCGUAUGAGACUCUUUUUCCCCUUGCCUGGAAUCCUUUUCCUCCUGUCCCCAUGGGCUCCCAGCUAAGAUAGAGCCCUGACCGGAGAAAGCAUCUUCAGAUAGUCUCUCAAGGGGAAAGAGGGUGUCCUGGGGUCUGGCCCCUGCAGCUAAGGCUCUCUCCUGAAAAGACUUUCCAGGAAGCGUUCAUUCAUUCAUGCAUUCAUUCAACAACCAUUACUAGCCCUCCUUCUUCUCACGAGUCACUGCACUAGGCCCUGAGUAGAGUGGGGUGGCUCAAAGUCUAGGCUUUGGGAGGUGAGUGGUAAGUCACAGGGCUGGGACACAGAAUUUCAGCUCAGCCACCCGUGGGCAUGCCCCUUAAUCUUCCUAAACUUCUAUUUUUCUCUUCUGUAAAAGCAGGAAAAUAGUGAUUAUUUUGCCAAUAGGGUCAAUCAGGGCUGGGAAAGUGAAUUACAGAGGCCUGCAGAGACAUUCAUGAUCAAAGAAUAUGCUUUCCUGAGAGAAUAAGUGGGUAGUGACAGCCAACUUCAAUGCCCAUGUAGAUGUUUUAUUAAUAAUAUUUUAUCAGAACACAUCAGAGUUUCUUUAAGAGUAGUUAAAAUAUCAGCCAGGCACAGUGGCUCACACCUAUAAUCCCAGCACUUUGGGAGGUGAAGGUGGGUGGAUCAACUGAGGUCAGGAAUUCAAGACCAGCCUGGCCAACAUGGUAAAACCCCAUCUCUACUAAUUAUACAAAAAAAUCAGCCAGGUGUGGUGGUGGAUGCCUCCAGUCCCAGCUAUUUGGGAGGCUGAGGCAGGAGAAUUGCUUGAACCUGGGAGGCAGAGGUUGCAGUGAGCUGAGAUCACUCCAUUGCACUCCAGCCUGGGCAACAAAUGCGAAACUCCGUCUAAAAAAAAAAAAGAAGAGUAGUUAAAAUAUCAAGCUUAAGGAAACCAGGAAAAAGGUGUUAUCAUUCAUCUGUACAGCAUUUGUUGAUUCCCAAUGAAGUUCCAGGCCAAGGUGGAGUAGGGGAUCAGUCUGGGAAUACAGACCUGGGUCAUGGCCUUGCCCUUGGGGACCUGAUAGGAGAAGACAUGUCAGGAAAUAGCCUUUUUAUUCAUUCAUUCCUCUGGCAUAUGCCAGCCCUCUAGGGACCUAAUGAAAGACAUCCACAGCCUCGCUCUCAGGAAACUUUUAAAGGAAGUGGGGAGGCAGAUAUUCUUCAAAUAGUCACUCAAAUACAUAAUUAUAAACAGUGAUAAGGGUUAAGCAGAGGAAGUACAGAGUGCUAUGAAGACAUCACGGGGACCUUGACAUACUGCUGGUGAUGAGAGGGUCAGAGAUGGCAUCUCUGGAGAGGUCAGCAUCUGAAGGAGUUGAAUAAGGACUGAUAGGGUGGGGAAAGAUGAGGCAGAAACAGCACGUGUGAAGGCCCCGAGCUGGGAAAGAGCAGGGUGCUUGUGAGGCCAGUGUGGCGUGAACCCAGCUGGCAGAAGGGAGGGGUGCAGUAUGCAGCUGAGGCUCUAGUGGACCACAGUAAGGAGCCAGUGAAGGCUUUAUAGGGAAGGACAGUGAGGACAGCUGUCCAUUCUGGAUGGAACACUGAAGGGGCAGAGUGGACGAGGCAUGGGCAUGUUGGCAGCCUGUGCCAGGGAGACAGCAUGAGGUUGAGAGAAGGGGAGAAAUUUGAGGGCUGUUUGGGAGGUAAGUGGAGCAAGACUUGGGGUUAGAUUGGCCCUGGGAGAGGUGGCAGGAGGGGUCCCAGUGGGUAAGCUCUGUGGCCCAGGAAGGGCUAGCUAAAGCCUGACCUGGGGAAGCCUCCCAAAUGGAGCAGAUCUCCCCAGCUUCAUGAAAUGGGUUGCAGCACUCCUGGUGGAGAGAAAGGGGAAAGACGUCUAUUCCUGGGGAACAGAAAUUCAGCUGGUUGUCAGUGAAAUGAAACUAACAUUGAUUGAGUAUGGACCAUGUACCAAGCCCUUUCUAAGUGCUUUACCUUCAUCAUCUCGUUUAAUCCUCCCAACAACUCUACAAGGUCAGUGUUAUCACUCUCAUUUUACAGCCCAGGAAGCUGAGGCUCAGAGAGGCGCUGAGACUGGGAUGUGGACUCCAAGCAGGCUGACCCCAUCCUGCCUUUUAAUCAUGGCAUCAAACUGCUCUUGUGGUUUGGGAUGAUUAGAGUCUGAGAGAGUUGGAGAGGGUAAGGAGAGGGUUGAGUCUGAGGCUAAGAGAUGGGCUGGGACCAGAUCCCAGGGUCUGCUGGUGUCAGACUUGGGGGUAUUGACAUCAUUGCAGAUGAGUGGGUAGCACAUUCUUAGGGAGAGGUGGGAUCACGUGUGCUUUUCUGAGAAGUCACUCUGGGAUGGAACACAGAGGAAGAAAAAAAAAAAACAGAGGAGAGUGAGGCAGGGCAUGGGUGAGUAUGAGUCUAGGGGAGCAGAGCUGUGGGAAGGGUGAGCAUCAGGCAGAUAGUUCCAAGGUAGGUCUAACAGGUGACUGGGUGGUGGGAAGUGAGGGGUGAACAAUCAAACGUGGGUAAAGGGUCACAAUGGUUUUAUUCAUUCACUCAGCAAACUUUUUUUUUUUUUGAGACAGUCUUGCUCUGUCGCCAAGGCUGGAGAGUAGUGGUGCCAUCUCAGCUUGCUGUAACUCUACCUCCUGGGUUUAAGCGAUUUUCCUGCCUCCUCAGCCUCCCAAGUAGCUGGGAUUGUAGCUGACACCACCACGCCUAGCUAAUUUUUGUAAUUUUUAGUAGAGAUGAGGUUUCACCAUGUUGGCCAGGCUGGUCCUCAACACCUGACCUCAAGCGAUCCGCCUGCCUCAGUUUCCCAAACUGUUGGGAUUACAGGUGUGAGCCACGUGCACAGCACAGUCACCAAACCUGUAUUGAGCACCUACUAUGUACCAGGUCCUGAACAAAGUACUAAGAACACAGAGAAAAAGGAUGGGAUUGUUGGCCAAGAAGGGGCCUGGGAAACCUGGGAGAGGAGAAGGGAAGGGAGGACAGUGAUGGGUUUGGCUGGGGAUGUACUGAGUUGGCAGGGCAGGGGGCAGCUAGGGGGCAACAGCCAAGUGGCAGCAGCACGCAUGGUCUGGGACUCAAGAAAGAGGUAGAAUUUGAGAUGCAUGAUGAAAAUCAAAUCUUGAGCACAACUUGGUAAACUUACCGAAAAUCAUUGACUUGUACCCUUAAAGUGAAUGAAUUGUAUGAUUUAUAAAUAAUACCUGGAUAAAGUUUUAAAAAUACAAUUAGAAGAAAAAACAAGAAGUCUCAAAGUUCCUAGGAAAUCAUGAAACAAGGAGGGAGAGAACGUUCCAGUCUGAGGGCGGAGGGCGCGAGUGAAACCUGGGGACCUGGCUGGAGUGGACAUGGGGUGUGGCUGAAGCCAGGGCCGCUUGGCAGGAAUGGAUGGAGCUGCAGACUCGCUCCUGGGUGGGUUGUACCAGUCAUGUCACUGAGCACUGGCGCUGCGCUCUGCAUCCUGGAGCAAAUCAAUCCUCCAACAACCCCAGAAGAAGGGAUGCCAGGUGGGGAAACAGGUUCAGAGAGGUUAAGCAGCUUACCAAGUCACAUUGUUAUUAAGAAGGUAUAUAUAUAUAUAUAUAUUUUAUGAGUUGGAGGCUCACUCUGUCGCCCAGGCUGGAGUGCAGUAGUGUGAUCUUGGCUCACUGCAACCUCUGUCUCCCGGGUUCAAGCGAUUCUCAUGCCUCAGGUUCCUGAAUAGCUGAUAUUACAGGCUCCUGCCCCCACCCCUGGCUAAUUUUUGUAUUUUUAGUAGAGACGGGUCCCGUCAAGUGGGCCAGGCUGGUCUCGAAUUCCUGACCUUGUGAUCCACUCGCCUCGGCCUCCCAAAGUGCUGGAAUUAGAGGCAUGAGCCGCUUAAGGGGUAGAAUCUGAGAUCCGUUAGCUCCAGAGUUUGGGCUCUUGAGUAACUCCGUUUCGCCACGUUUAACAAAUGUCCCGGGCCUGGCGCUGAGACACUGGCACUUCUAUGGCGCCAUCUGCUGGCCAAAACGUGCAGUUUGGCAGGCGACUGAAAGGCAUUGGUUCCCAGGCUUGACAGGAUUCCCUUCUUUCUUUCCUCUUCUCAACUCUUGCUUCUCCCAACAGCCCUGAGUGGGUGGUAGGCAGGAAUUGUCUAGCCUCAUCUUACUAAUGGGGAGACUUCUCAAAGAUGACCUGGACAAGUAGAGGAGGCCGUGGGAUUCCAACACCCCUCCAUGUGGUGCUCUCCACCUCCCGCUCUCCUGUGUGGACUUAGAUCCCGGAGCAUGUGCACCCCCGGAGCGGGUGAGGCCAUUCCCUCCCUGGCUGGCUUGCAGAUGGCGGACAGGUUCAGGUAGCGGCCUGACCUACCCAGCUCUGUCUCUGGGGUGGGGUUUGACCUGACACAGGUUUGAGCCUGUGUCAAACCUGGGUGAGGGGUUAGGCCAAGGUUCUCAAGGCCGAGCAGAAAGCUCUCACCCAGCCCCUCCACUGGGGACUACAAACAGGUGACAUUUCUGUUUGGGGAGCUGGCUCCCCCUUCCCUGUCCCCAGCCCUUCAGGAAUUCUGGGUCUCAGACUCUGGAAGGAGGGAGAGGAGAAAAAGAGAGAGGAGACAUAGGCAGAAGUUGGGGGACAGUAGGCCGGGAGAAGGAGGGGCAUGGGGGUAGGGCCAGAGCAAGGCCACAGCAGAUGACAGUGACAGCAACAGCACUAAGCAGAUGCUGCAAAGGUGCUUUAGAGGAAUUAUGAGUCCUAACCACCUCUGUGGCCCUGAGAGGUGGGGAGGAUUGUGACCCUCAUUGGCAGUGGAGGCGCAGUGUUUGGGAGCUUGAGUAAUGUGCCCAGGGUCACAUGGCCAGUGAAUAUGAAGCCAGAGUCAUAACCCAGUGACUCUGAUGAGAAGCAGAGAGAAGGAGCAAAGGGUGGACAACAGGCUGGGAGUGGGGACCAAAGGGGUCCCGCUGCCAGACUGUCUCAUGGCUGUCAUCGUGGGCAUGAGUGGGUAUGUGUGCCAGGGAGGGACAGUGUCUGAGAGUCUUGGCUGUCAAAUCUCGGUGACAGCCUGGUGGCAUGGGUUGUCUGACUGUGGCUGAGCAAUCUGGGUUGUUGAGGGGCCAGGUAGGCUUAUUCUCUCCCCCAAGAAGUCUAGGUCAACUUUGAGUCAUCCUUCACAGAACAGCUUAAAAGUCACCUUGUCUGGGAAGCCCUCCUGGUUGGCUACAAUGGGUUUGAAUUCCCAUGUAACACACUUGGCAUGCUUUUCCUGCCAAGUACUGAUCAUAUGUGUAAGUGGUUAAAAAUUUGUAUUUACUUAGUAGAAGCCCUAUGUUCUGAUUGAGUUGGAGCUGGCAGUGGGCAGGUACCGGGACUUUAGAUAAAACCAGACGUGCAGGGCCAGAUUGCAGAUGGAAGCCCUGGCCUUGAACAUUCAUGGUCUUCUGAGCGCCAUGCUGUGGACUUUAUUGAGAGAACCUAAACUGCUGGUGAAUCCCCAAGGCGUUCAUUGGAGUUUUAUCAAGCCAGCUUUCAUUAUGUCUGCUUAAUGUCCAUCUCUCCAAGCUUCCCACCAGACUGCAAAGGCCCAGGUGACUGCCUUGGCCCUACUAUGUCCCUAGAACUUAAAAGCCCCGUGAGUGGUUCUGGCAUUUAACAAAUACAUAUUAAAGGAAAGAAUGAAUCAAGGAAGCAUAGGUUUGGGUACUCAGCUAGGGAAGCCAGGUUUGUGAGUGAGGAGAUGAGGGGAUGGGAUCUAAGCAGGGCUGGAGUGGGCAGCAGUGGAGACCCACAAGGCCAUGAGUGGUCACCUAUGUGAUGGCGCCUCCUGGAAUUGUUCAGAGCGAUGCACAGCCAGUGGUAGUGGGCUGACUUCCCUUAAACACUGUUUAGGGAAGUAGAGCCUGACAGUGGAUUUUCAGGAACUGGCGAACCAGGAGGAGCCCUAGGAUUCCCUUCCUUCUUGGUCUCCCCGGCACCAGCUCCUUGCUCAGCCUCCUCGCUUCUGCAGUUUCUUGCAGCUGACCCUGAAGAGGCUGUUAAGACCUGGCUGUCACCUCCAUAGCUGCUCAGAGGCAGCAAGAAGGUGGCUGUCUGCAAGCCAGGAAGAGAGCCCUCACCAGGAAUCUGCUGGCACCUUAAUCUUGGACUUCCCAGCCUCCACAACUGUGAGAAAGCAAGGUUCUACUCUGACUGGGGAUCUUAAGCUGCCUGACCUGGAGAGAAAGCCCAGUGGAUGAAAGCUGUUAUCAAGGAGGAGGAAAUUCCUGUUUAGGUGGUCCCAUUCAGGCAGACAUCACUUGGGCAACAAAUACCAGUUACCAUUCAGCUAAGUGCUUUCCUUGUGUUAGGUCAUUGAAUGCUUAAGAUAUCUUCAUCUCAUUUAAUCAUUGCAAAAAGCCCUGAAGUGAGUACUAUUUCACCCUGUUUUAUAGAUGGGAGACUGAGGUUCAGAGAGGUGAAGUCACUUGCCUAAGGUCACACAGCUUAUAAGUGCUGCAGCUGGGAUUUGAACCCAAGGUCCAACCACUUAACUACUAUUCUAAUUGCCUCCUCUAAGCCUCAGUUUCCUUAUCUGUAAAAGGGGAAAAUAGUGUCUCUAACCUACUUCAAAGGUUGUUGACUAUUAAAUUACAAAGUUAAGGUCUGGUGAAAGGUGAGAAGCUCUCUGGACUCAGACAGACUUGGCUUUAAUCCCAGCUCUAUAACUUACUAAGUGGGUGAUCUUAAUUACAUUACUUCCCCUCCCAGAGUGAAUCUCUUCAUUGUUAGAAUGGGGAAAUGUGGUCAUACUUAUCUGGAAGGGUUGUCAGAAGGAGUAAAGGUGGGCAUCUGUUGGCAUGUGAAGCGGGAUUUGGACUGUGGAGGGGAGGGUGCUCGACAGAGGAAGGAGCCUGAGCCUGGAGGUGUUGUGUUAUUCGGAACAUCGCAUUGAAUAAGAUCCAGCUUGACUCAAACUUCAUUUGCUGAUGGCUUGACCCCCAGAGGAUACCCCCAACCCCUCCGCCUCCCCAGUCUGGUGAAGAUGUUAACCCAGCUUGUCUCAAUCCAUCAAUAAAUAUGGCUGGGAGUGGGAUAGUGGGAAAGACCUCAGAAAAUGAAGAGCAUGUAUUGAAAUCCCAGUCCCCUCACUUACCAGCAGUGUGACUUUGCAUGAGUCAUUUCACUUCUCUGAGUCUCAGUUUCCCCCUCUGAAAAAAUGGGGAUAACAUACACAAACUGCAGGGCAUUGUGGAGUGGGUUGAAUGGGCUUAGGUGGCAACCUUCUCCCUGAGGAUCCCAGCCCUCCCAUAUUGCAGGUGCCUGUGUACAGCUGGUGCUCAGAGAAUAGAGCCCCCUUCCUCUUCUGUGCCUUCUGUGGCAUCCUCAUCACCUUGACUGCCAUGAUUUCGGCUGGAAGCAAGCCCUGGACAUAGGGCUUCUGCUCUCUUCCCUGCUGUGCCUCAUGGUGUCCAUAGCCACUGUGCUGGGCCCUGGCAACCUUGUCCUGCUACUGGUCCUGCAGAUAGGUGCCCACUUGGAUUGCAGCCCCAGGACCUGUGCUCAACUAGAAAGGCAAGAGCUAACAUUCUGGCUCCCACCUCUAAUCUUACGAGGAAACAGGAGCAACCCUCAUUUUUUGUUUUAGUUUUAAAAACUGGCAUUAGCUGGGCACGGUGGCUUAUGUCUAUAAUCCAAGCCCUUUGGGAGGCUGAGGCAGGCAGAUCACGUGAGGUCAGGAGUUUGAGACUAGUCUGGCCAGCAUAGUGAAACCCUGUCUCUACUAAAACUACAAAAAUUAGCUGGGCAUGGUGGCAGGCGCCUGUAAUCCUAGCUUCUUGGGAGGCUGAGGCAGGAGAAUCGCUUCAACCUGGGAGGUGGAAGUUGCACUGAGCUGAGAUCAUGCCAUUGCACUCCAGCCUGGACAAGAGCAAGACUCCAUCUCAAAAACAAAACAAAACAAACAAAAACUGACAUUGAAGAUGUGCACUAUGGCUGUAUUGGUUGAUAAACAAUGCAAAUAUUUCUGCUCCAGUUGUUAAAUAGCAGCAGCUCCAAACCCUGUGAGUACCCCCAGCACCCUGUCAGUCUCAACCCACCCCAGAGACACUUCCACUGUUGUAAAUAACUCAAGAAAUAACACUCUAUAAUUAUAUUUCCUUUUGAUAAGUAUCUCAUGUUGAUUGCUGAGUCAGAAGGAUGCACAUUUUAAGACUUUAGAUUCGUAUUUCCAAAAUAGCCUUCAGAAAAAGUAUGCCAUUUGAAACUCCCACCAGCGAAGUAGGAGACUAUGAGAUGCCCAUUUUCCUUCAUCUUCAUCAACAACGGUUUUUAUAAUUUUUCUAUUGCUUGAAAACCUGGAAGAAAACCUGGAAGAUAAAAAGAUAUGAUAUACUGUUUUUUUGUUUUUGUUUUUGUUUUUUUUGAGACGGAGUUUCGCUCUUGUUACCCAGGCUGGAGUGCAAUGGUGCAAUCUCGGCUCACUGCAACCUCCGCCUCCUGGGUGCAGGCAAUUCUCCUGCCUCAGCCUCCUGAGUAACUGGGAUUACAGGCACGCACCACCGUGCCCAGAUAAUUUUUUGUAUUUUUAGUAGAGACGGGGUUUCACCAUGUUGACCAGGAUGGUCUCGAUCUCUUGACUUCAUGAUCCACCCACCUCGGCCUCCCAAAGUGCUGGGGUUACAGGCUUGAGCCACCGCACCCGGCCCCAAUAUACUGUUUUAAUUUGCCUUUUUUUUUUUUUUGAGAGAGAGUCUUGCUCUUGCUCUGUCGCCCAGGCUGGAGUGCAGUGGCUUGAUUACAGCUCGCUACAUGCCCAAGCAAUUCUCCUGAGUAGCUAGGACUACAGGCAUGUGCCACCAUGCUCCACUAAUUUUUAUUUAUGUAUUUAUUUUUUGAGAUAGAGUCUUGCUUUGUCUCCCAGGCUGGAAUGCAAUGAUUCGAUCCUGGCUCACUGCAGCUCCAUCUCCUGGGUUCAAUCUAUUCUCCUGCCUCAGCUUCCCAAGUAGCUGGGAUUACAGGUGUGCGCCACCACACCUGGCUAAUUUUUGUAUUUUUAGUAGAGACAGGGUUUCACCAUGUUGGCCAGGCUGGUCUCAAACUCCUGACCUCAGGUGAUCCUCCCACCUCGGCCUCCCAAAGUGCUGGGAUUAGAGGCAUGAGCUACCCCAGUCAGUGGCCUCUUUUUAUUGAUUUGAGUUUUUUGUUUGUUUGUUUUGAGAUAGUCUCACUCUGUCAUCCAGGCUGGAGUGCAGUGGCACGAUUUCAGCUCACUGCAACCUCCGUCUGCCGUGCCUCAGUUUCCCAAGUAGCUGGGAUUACAGGCGCCCACCACCAACACCUGACUCAUUUUUUUUGUAUUUUUUUUUUAAUAGAGACAGGGUUUCACCGUGUUGGCCAGAAGCAAUUUUGGUAUUGCCUCUUCCCUUUCUCCAUGGAGCUAGGAGGGGAAUGAUUUGUACUCUCAAUCCAGAAAGACUUCUUAAUAGGAGAAAUCUGGAGAAGAUGGAAAAUAAGAGAUAAUGAAAGAUUCCAAGUACUUUUUACUUUGGAUGAUUUUCUUCUUGAACCUACCCUUCCCGCUUCAAACCAUGGAAAGAUCACUGUGCUCUUCUGUAGCCAGAAUGACUGGGUCGCGCCCUCAUGGCAGGGUGGGGUCUUUCUGGCUUGCUGCACUCUCUGAGCCAAGUGGGUCUCCACCCAAGAAAUCUCCUUGCUCGGGAGCUGUGCUGAUGUUAGAAAGACCCAGCUGACUGUCCUCUUGCCAAGCCCUGGCUCAAGUUGUCUCUGAUGCUGACCAGCUGUGUGUCCUUGCCCUAUCCUUUAACCUCUCUGUGCCUCAAUUCCCUUGUCUCUGAAAUGGAGAAAACUGCCCACCUUUCAAGGGUUGUUGGGAAGAUUAGAAAAGGCCAUGCGUCUAAGGCUUUGGACACAAUGUCUGGCAUGGUGUAGGUGCUCCAGAAACACUUGUCAAAUCAGUAGCGGAUGGCUGUUUUCCUUUCCACUUGUUCUUGCUACUUUUGUGUGCAUGAUGUGUGCAUGUGUGUGUGUGUGUGUCCUUUCUUAACCUUUUUCCAACUGCAAAUUUACUCAACUUUUCAGAAAAGUGAUAAAGCAAACCCCUUCACUUUAACCUAUGCGAGUUAGGAAGCUUUGGUGACAAGAAGCAGAAAUAAGCUGGAACAAGUAGAAAAAACAGAAAGUGGGGAGAAUGUAUUAAAAAACACAAAGCUGGCACAGAUUCCAAGAGCCUGAAGCGGGGAUUCUUCUCUCUACUAAUCCCUGGAGGUGGACUGUGUUUUUCUCUGUCCUCCUCUCUCUCUCCCGCUCCUGUCUUCUCUCCAGACUGGCUUUCUCUUCCACUCAGUCAUGCACAGCCUCAUGACUGUGGCCACUCACUUCUCCCAGGGACAGUCUCAACUACCUGCAGAGACUCACUAACUGAUCCUAAGUCCCUAAACCAGGUUUCGGUUAGGGAGAUUCUGAUUGGCUCACACUGGGCCAGGUCCAAUCAGAUGUUGUCCCUUGAGAAACACACAGUGCGUCACAGCCUGAGGGCAAGUGAGUUCAUCAGAUCUUCUCUCGGUAGGCAGGAAAAGACUGGGCCAGCUGAGAGGCUCCGGAGGGACUGGGGUGGAGGUAACUGGAAACUGAAUUCAGAGCUCAUGGAAUUCUCCCCAGAAGGUCAGAGCUUGAAGGAGACUCACAUAUUGCCUGGUCCCACCUCUGCCCACAGAGAGGAAUGAGGCGCAGAGAAACAGGAUCUUCCUCUGUUGCCCAAGCUGCAGUGGUGUGACCACAGCUUACUAUAGCCUUGACCUCCUGGCCUCAAGUGAUCCUCCUGCCUCAGCCUCCCAAGUAGCUGGGACUACAACUUAGAGACGGGGUUUCACCAUGUUGUCCAGGAUGGCCUCGAUUUCCUGACCUUGUGAUCUGCCCGCCUUGGCCUCCCAAAGUGCUGGGAUUACAGGCGUGAGCCACCGCGUUCAGCGAAAACUACUUUAUAAGAGUUCCUGAGGGGCGGGGCGGAGCCGGCAAGAUGGCUGCGCCCGGUAAGACGACGUUUCCGGAGAAACUAAGCCACAAAAAGUACAGGGCCGCCCUGAAGAAGGAGAAACGACAGAAACGCCGGCAGGAACUUGCUCGACUGAGAGACUCAGGAAUCUCACAGAAGGAGGAGAAGGAGGACACUUUUAUUGAAGAACAACAACUAGAAGAAGAAAAGCUAUUGGAAAGAGAGAGGCAGAGACUACAUGAGGAGUGGUUGCUGAGAGAGCAGAAGGCACAAGAAGAAUUCAGAAUAAAGAAGGAAAAGACAGAGGCGGCUAGAAAACGGCAAGAAGAACAAGAGAGAAAGUUAAAGGAACAGUGGGAAGAACAACAGAGGAAAGAGAGAGAGGAGGAGCAGAAACGACAGGAGAACAAAGAAAAAGAGGAAGCUGUGAAGAAGAUGCUGGAUCAGGCUGAAAAUGAGUUGGAAAAUGGUACCACAUGGCAAAACCCAGAACCACCCGUGGAUUUCAAAGUGGAGAAGGAUCGAGCUAAUUGUCCCUUCUACAGUAAAACAGGAGCUUGCAGAUUCGGAGAUAGAUGUUCACGGAAACAUAAUUUCCCAACAUCCAGUCCUACCCUUCUUAUUAAGAGCAUGUUCACAACGUUUGGAAUGGAGCAGUGCAGGAGGGAUGACUAUGACCCUGACGCCAGCCUGGAGGACAGCGAGGAAGAAACCUACCAACAGUUCCUAGAUUUCUAUGAGGAUGUGCUGCCCGAGUUCAAGAACGUGGGGAAAGUGAUUCAGUUCAAGGUCAGCCGCAAUUUGGAACCUCACCUGAGGGGCAACGUGUACGUUCAGUACCAGUCGGAAGAAGAAUGCCAAGCAGCCCUUUCUCUGUUUAACGGACGAUGGUAUGCCGGACGACAGCUUCAGUGCGAAUUCUGCCCGGUGACCCGGUGGAAAAUGGCGAUUUGUGGUUUAUUUGAAAUACAACAAUGUCCAAGAGGAAAACACUGCAACUUUCUUCAUGUGUUCAGAAAUCCCAACAAUGAAUUCUGGGAAGCGAAUAGAGACAUCUACUUGUCUCCAGCUCUGACUGGCUCCUCCCUGAGCAAGAACUCUGAGAGGUGGGUGAGGAUGGGCCACCACGACGAAUACUACAGCAGGCUUCGGGGAAGGAGAAACCCAAGCCCAGACCACUCCUACAGAAAAAGUGGGGGAUCCGAGAGGAAGAGGAGUAGUCACAGGGGGAAGAAACCUCACAAACGCACAUCAAAGAGUCGGGAGAGGCACAGGCCACGCAGCAGAGGAAGAAACAGGGACCACAGCCGGGGCGGAGCAGCCAAAGCCAGAGCCACAGAAGCCGCCGCAGCCGGAGCCAAAGUUCCUCUAGGUCCCGAAGUCGUGGGAGGAGGAGGUCAGGUAAUAGAGACAGAACUGUUUAGAGUCCCAAAUCCAAAUAAACCUGUUUUGUUCUUAAAAAAAAAAAAGUUCCCAUAGUAGCAAAAGUCAGAACGCCUAUAUUCUCCUCCUGUCUCUGAAUGGCCUGAUUAGUUUGGAACUAAUCACUUGAAGCCAGCUGGUCUCUGAUCUUUUUUGUGCUCCACUAUGCCUCAGGGCUUAGCACAGCACUCUAAUUAAGGCUGGAAUAAACAAAUGUGCAGGAUCUCCCAGCUGGCGAGACUGAUAUGGUAACCUGUAUAUUCUAUUGACUCUUAGUAGCCUCUCCUUUUUUUCUUUUCUUUUCUUUCUUUUUUUUUUUUUUGAGACAGUCUCAUUCUGUUGCCAGGUUGGAGUGCAGUGGCACGAUCUCAGCUCAUUGAAACCUCUGCCUCCCGGGUUCAAGCAAGGCUCCUGCCUCAGCCUCCAGAGUAGCUAGGACUACAAGCAUAUGCCACCAGGCCCAGCUAAUUUUGUAUUUUUAGUAGAGAUGGGGUUUCACCAUGAUAGCCAGGAUGGACUUCAUCUUUUGACCUUGUGAUCCGCCCACCUCUGCCUCCCAAAUUGCUGGGAUUACAGGUGUGAGCCACUGCACCCAACCUAGUACCCUGAUUUUUUUUUUUUUUAUUUGAGACGGAGUCUCGCUCGUGUUUCCCAGGCCGGAGUGCAGUGGCGCGAUCUCGGCCCACCGCAACCUCCGCCUCCUGGUUUAGGCAAUUCUCCAGCCUCAGCCUCCUGAGUAGUUGAGAUUACAGGCAUGCGCCACCAUGCCCAGCUAAUUUUUUGUAUUUUCAGUAGAGACGGGGUUUCACCUUGUUGACCAGGAUGGUCUCGAUCUCUUGACCUCGUGAUCCACCCGCCUCGGCCUCCCAAAGUGCUGGGAGUAGCCUGAUUUUUACCAGUGCUGAAAGAGGGGCAAAGUUCCCAGGUGUAACCAUCAGUCGUAGCUACCACUUACCAUAGGGUAGCGUUCAAGGGCUUGAACCUUAGAGUCCAACACCCUAGGUUCAGCUCUUGGUUCUGCUGUUUCUUAGCUGUGUGAUAUUGAGUUGGUUCAUUUCUCUUAUUUCAUUUGCAAAACAGAGGUAAUAAAAAUUCAUUAAUAAGUCACCACAGUGUUUACAGAAAGAAAAAAUAAAAAAUACCACUGGGCACAGUGGCCCACGUUUGUAAUCUCAGCCCUGUAGGAGGCCGAGGUGGGUAGAUUGCUUGAGGUCAGAAAUUCAAGACCAGCCUGGGCAACUUGGUGAGACCCAGGCUCUACACACACACACACACACACACACACACACAAAUUAGCUUGGCAUGGUGGUGUAUGUGCCUGUAAUCCCAGCUACUCGAGAGGCCGGGGUGAGAGGAUUGCUUGAGCCCAGGAGGUCAAAGCUACAGUGAGCCCUGAUAGUGCCACCACUGUACUCCAGCCUAGGAGUGCACUCUGUCAUACUUCUGGGUAACAGAGUGAGACCCUGUCUCAAAAACUAAAAAUGAAAAAAUCUUAAAAAUUAGCCUGGGCAUGGUGGCACACUCCUGUAAUCCCAGCUACUCAGGAGGCUAAGGUAGGAGAAUCACAUGAACCUGGGAACCAGAGGUUGCAGUGAGCUGAGAUGGCGCCACUGCACUCCAGCCUGGGCAACAGAGUGAGACUCCAUCUCAAAAGUAAAAUAACAAUAAUAAUUAAAAAAUAAAACUUCAUUGAGUUGUGAGCAUUAAAUGAGAUAAUCUGAGUUAAGUGCUUAAAAUAGCACCAGGUACACGGUGAGCAUUACGUAAGUGUUUGCAGCUAUUGCUAAUUUAAAGUCCUGCUGACCAUGUGGUAGGCCCAUGUGCCAGGCUAGGCACUUUAUGAAUGGCUCUGGGUCACUUUGACUCUAAAACUUCCUCUUAAAGAAAAAUCAGGCUGGGCACAGUGACUCACGCCUGUAAUCCCAGCACUUUGGGAGACCGAGGUGAGUGGAUUGUUUGAGGUCAGGAGUUCAGACCAGCCUGGCCAACGUGCUGAAACCCCGUCUCUACUAAAAAUACAAAAUUAGCCAGGCAUGGUGGUGCAUGCCUGUAAUCCCAGCUACUUAGGAGGCUGUGGCAAGAGAAUCACUUGAACCCAGGAGGUGGAGGUUGCAGUGAUCUGAGGUCAUGCCAUUGCACUCCAGCCUGGGCAGCAAGAGCAAAACUCCGUCUCAAAAAAACAAAAACAGAAAACAAAGAAGUUGCCCAAAUCCUUUAUUGAUAGAUUGAUUGAGAAGGGGGUCAAGUAUGGUCUGGCUCUGUCACCCAAGCUGGAGUACAAUGGUUAGAUCAUAGCUCAUUGCAGCUUCAAACUCCUGGGCUCAAAGGAUCCUCCUGCCUUAUAGCCUCUUGCACCACUGGGAUUAUAGGUAUGUGCCACCAUUCCCAGCAGAUUCCCCAAAACCUAACUUUACCACGUUUUGCAGUGAGAAGGUAUAUCCAAACCUACUCCCAAAGGCCAAGGGAGCUGAGGGGCUGAAGAAAGAGGAUGACAAAUCUGGUUUCUCAGAAAGAAACAUGUGAGAGUCUUAGAACAAAAGUCAUGUUUCAGGCAGCCAUGAGACAAUGGAUCCCCGUACUGUUACCCACAAGACCCAGGACUCAUAUACCAUAGGGAAAGGGUCAUAUACCAUAUGUGCUUCUGAAGGAAUGUGUAGGACAACUGAGGUCAACUCUCUGUGAAAGGCAAAGUGUGACAUAGCCUAUAAUUUAUUUAAGAAGAGGAUUUAUGUGGAAAGUAAGAAGUUCCUCUUCAAAGUUUCCCUUCUUGUUAAAGAAUAAAGUAUAAAUGUUAAUAGUUUAUUUCAAAGACUAACUUCCUUCAAAGCCUUCUUGCUUUUUGCUAAUAACUCUUUGUUAAGCCCUUAUCCUAUGUAGCUGUUUGAUAUAAAGGAAUAAGUACAUUCUAUGUCCUUGUACUUUAACCAAGAUACUUAUUUUACACAUGCUCAGGCAUGUCCCAGCUAGCAGCCUAUGCCCCUUCCUUAUUUAGAAAUGUUAUUACUUUUCUAAGUUAUUCACAAACAACUUUCUCUUUUCCUUUGUUCUCCAUUGCCUUUAGCUAUUUAGGAAAGUUUUAACUUGUUAGCCAAUCAGGUUUAGCUUAGACUGUGAGGUCUAGCUCCAACCAAUGGAGAUAGGACACAGCAAUAAGGACCCAAAGUGUAAGAGAUAAAUAUUCCUGCCAUUGUUUGUUCAUUGUACUCUUGGGCAAGAUUGCUGAUGGACAGCACCCUUUCUGCAGAAAGUAAAAUUGCCUUGCUAAGAAAAUUCUUUGUCUGAGUGCUAGUUCUUUUUGGCACCAAAGAAUGAGCAUUUCUAACAAUUUGUGUAAGUGUUUAAAAUCGUUAACACCGAUCCAAGAUGGCUGAUCGCUAACAUCUUGGGAUUGCAGCUCCCAGUGAAAGCGCAGAGAACGAGAGGAUGCCACAUUUUCAGACAAAUUUUUGUUGCUUACGGAGCAGAAGACUCCCAGUGGAGGAGCCCCACGAGUCACCAGCAUGACUCUUGUGGCCAGUGCAGCAGUUUUGCUGGCACCUCGGCGUGGCAGCUCUUGGUGCAGAGUAAACGGGACCGGUUCCCCUUCUGACCGAUGUUUGGAGCUCUGGGAAGGCAGAGUCACCUAUUACGGACUCAAGAAGGAAGCCAGACUGGAGAUUCCUGGGCAGAAAAGCACCAUCAGUCUUAACGCCGCUGUUUUGGCCGGCACAGUGGGUUGCUCAUAUUUCGGCCCUGGGAAUUAACAACUUGGAUGUCCACUCAGAGACCUAAUUUGAAAGUUGGUAAUUACAAAGAUGACAGCUGGAUAAAUUUACAAUGAUGGGAAGAAACCAGUGUAAAAAGGCUGAGAAUACUCAAAAUCAGAAUGCCUCUCCCUCUAAAGAGGAUCACAGUUCCUCAUCAGCAAUGGAACAAGGCCUGAUGGAGAACGAAUGCGUUCCAAUAACAGAAUUAGGCUUCAGAAGGUGGAUAAUAAGAAACUUCUGUGAGUUAAAAGAACAUGUUGUAGCCCAAUGUAAAGAAACUAAGAACUUUGAAAAAAAGGUUUGACAAAAUCCUAAUGAGAAUAGACAAUUUAGAGAGGAAUAUAAGUGAAUUAAUGGAACUAAAGAAUACAAUAUGGGAACUCCGAGAAGUAUGCACAGGUUUAAACACUCGAAUUGAUCAAGCAGAAGAAAGGAUAUCAGAGGUCGAAGACCAACUUAGUGAAAUAAAACAAGAAGACAAGAUUAGAGAAAAAAAGGAUAAAAAGGAAUGAGCAAAAUCUCCAAGAAAUGUGGGACUAUGUGAAAAGACCUAAUUUACGUUUCAUAGGUGUACCUGAAUGAGAUGGAGAGAAUGAAUCCAAGCUGGAAAAUAUUCUUCAGGAUAUUAUUCAGGAAAAUUUUCCUAACCUAGCAAAGCAGGACAAGAUUCAACCCCAGGUAAUACAGAGAACACCACAAAGAUAUUCCUCAAGAAGAGCAACCCCAAGGCACAUAAUCGUUAGAUUCACCAGGGUUGAAACGAAGGAGAAAAUACUAAGGGCAGCCAGAGAGAAAGGUCAGGUUACCCACAAAGGGAAGCCUAUCAGACUUACAGCAGAUUUCUCAGCAGAAGCUCUACAAGCCAGAAGAGAGUGGGGGCCAAUAUUCAACAUCCUUAAAGAACAAAACUUUCAGCCCAGAAUUUCAUAUCUAGCCAAACUAAGUGUCACAAAUGAAGGAAAAAUAAAAUCUUUUAUGAACAA